GGAAGGUACUGCGCGCCUCAGUUGGUUCUCUUGGUGUUUAGGUGCGUCCGAUGUAGAAUGUCUUUCACUAUAAGCGCACGUAGCGACCGUGUGUGCUAUUUUGGGAAUUAAUGGUGCAAACAUUUUUUCUUGGUAAUGGAAAUACAUCCAGACCUGUCCACGUUGCAGGGAACCACCAGAGUCACACUUCCGGGUUGUAAAGAUAAGGAAGACCGACCUAUUAUACUAGUCACCGUACCCCAAGAAGCUUCUAUAGUAGAUAUAGUUUCCCCGCUACAAUAUCUGCUUUCAAUAUUCAGUCCAUCAACCAAGUCGAGGGGAUUCACGACGAUAGUCGACGCUAGAAAAAGUGUCUGGAAAACUGCCAGAUUGUGUAUCAGGCAGGUCAAGGCAACGUACUCCAGAGAUGAACUGCAACAGCUGAUUGUCAUCAAACCGGACGCUUUUUGGGACAAACAACGAGUUGAAAACUGCACCUCUUCGCAAGACGACCAGCAAGUCAUCUUCAUACCGAGAUCAAGGCUGAACAAGUAUGUGGACCAGUCCCAGCUUCCUGUUGAACUCGGCGGAAAUUUCAUUUGCGAUCAUGAAAAAUGGAUUGAGAGCAGACAGAGAGUGGAAGAAUUUUACAAAGACGCCGAAGUGACCAUGAAAGAACUCGACGAGCUCCAUCGGCAUGUGAUAAGAAGUAAAAUGUUACGAGCUAGUCAAGUGGAGGACGCCAUAAAUACUAGCUGCGAUAUGGCGGAAUCUACGAAAAUGCUUGUCCAUAAUUCAACCGAAAUGGGCAAAGAGCUAGUCCAAAACAUAGAAUACGAAAACAGAACUCGCAAAUUUUCCAUAGAAGAUAUAAGUAAAAUCUACACACCGCAAGACACCCUGGACACAAUAGAAAAGAUACACCAAAUUGUGAACGAUAUUCGAAAAAAGCAACAGGAAAUCGAAUCGGCUUGGUUGGCAAUGGAACGGAGUCUCGUAGAUACCAAAGAUUUGUGCCAAUUAGAGGAAGGAAUUGCCAAAGUCACAAGUUGGAUUUUAGGCCCAGCGGAACAAAUGCUCAAAUCAAACCAAGCAGUAGGCUAUGACGUCGCGUCAGCUGAAGAACUCAGACGGGAGCACGAGACGAUCGAGCUGAGGUGCUGGGAAGCUUACGGAAACUACGCGGAAAUUCUCUACAAAAUCAAUCUAGUCUCGAAAAGUCACGACGAACCGAAUCCUCAACUGAAAGAUAUUAUUUCCCAGAAAGACUUUAUGGAUUUCGUUUGCAGGAGUUUCGCUUCACGCCUGGAAAGAAGGCGAAAUAUCUUGAUUACGUCCCUGAGGUUUUUCCGACUCGUUGCCGAAUAUUUUGACAAAACCGGCGACGUAUUCGAUUCUCUAGUUAUGGGCAGCGAUGUUAACGAUUUCGAAAACGCUGCUAGAAAAUUGAAAGAAUUGCAAGAGAGUCAAUCGUGUUUAGAUAAUAUAGAAGAAGAUCUCAGGAAACAGGGAGAGAAGUUGUCCGAUAUGUUGUCGAUGCCGGUGAAAGAUGCUCUUGGACAAGAAAUUAGCAUCGAUUACAGCGAAGAUAUCGGAAACAUUCGGGAUAUUCUAGACGCCACGGUGGCGAGAAAGAAUAUAUUCAGCGACAGCGUCGAGUUACAGAAACUCUCGUUGCAGCAGGUUACUUUUAUAGACACAUACGAAAAAGACGCUCAACAAGCUGUGAAAUGGCUAGGUGAUAUUUUGACUGUAAUUCUAAGAGACCACGGACACGUCGGAUCUACGGUGUACGAAAUACAAUUGCAAAAAGAAGAACAUCAGAUAUUUCAAGAAACUGCCAAGGACGCGUAUAAUUAUGGAUGCCAACUGUUAAGUGCGUCACUUCUUCUAAGGCAAUCGUGCAAGUUGCCACUUGCCCCCCACAACGCUCUCUGUCAAAACUUGAGAAAUUUUUGGGAAGCGAUUUUGCACAUAAGUCAAGAACAAAUGACCAGACUUAGAGUUUCCGCGGUAUUUCACCGGUCCAUUGAAGAUCAUUGCAAUCAACUUAGAGAUAUGAGGGAAGCUGUGGCCACGAUCCCCUUAAUGGCAUUGACAAAGAAACGAUCCAGGGUCAAUUACUACUUUGGAGCAAGGGAAAAAUUAAUGGUAGAAGUCGGAAGGAUGGUUCGCCUCGGAAGAUUAUUGAGAAGUAGACUGAAAGAGUCGCUUUAUCAAGAGGAAAGUUUUUCCAAGUUAGACGAAAACCUCCAUCAACUAUCUCUCGACGCUAUCAAAAACAACGAAAUCGCAAACGAAGCUAUAUCCGAGAGACUCUCCGAAGUCACCCAGCUCUCGGAAGAGCUAGACCAAGCUUUAAAAAGCGCACAGCAAGACUGUAUAGUUUUCUCCACUGCUUCUACUUCUACCAAUUCGUCGUUUAGCGAAAUAAACAACAAUAUUCCCUGCUCUUCCCCGAAAGAAAUGGAGAACAACCCAAGCACAUCCGAGAAACUUAAUAAAACUGAUGAUCAGCUGAGAUCUGACGAAGAGUUUCAAACCGCCUCUGAUGGUACUCUUCAGCAUUCGCGCUCCUCUUCGUACAACACAGCAUCCGAGUGCGAGCAGCGCUACUCCCCUUGGUGGCAGUACGGAAAAGACGACAUGAGAGACAACAUCGUUAAAGAAAAAAUGGUGCUUGGAGUAGGUCUACCGGAAUUGCCUCCCAUAAAAGACGUCCUGAAACCGUCUCCCGAGGUUCCCCCGGGCAAGAUAGCCCGCGAGGUGACCGAAACCACCCAUAUAAAAGUCCAGCAGCAGCAUACCUUAGGGGUGAAAUCGUUUGUUCUGACAUCGGAAACUGUGAGAGACAAAAACGCGGAAGGCGAGACGACAAGAGAAAAGUCCAUCAGGUUCCGGGGAACCGAUGGAACGGAAGUCGUUCUUGACGGACGUGGUAAAAGCGAAAUAGACGCCGAAGACUUAAUGAAAAGAUUGAGAGAGUGCGGAGAUUGGAUUAGCCUGAAGAUUUUAGAAAUCACCCCGGAACUGACGAGUCUAGGUGCAACACUCGCCCAAGCAAUAGAGUUGCAAAAAGCGCACGAUGAAGUUCUCCGUCAGUUACAGAACAAGCAAAGUCCAGUGGAAGAAUUACUCAGACAAGCCGAUCAACUUAUCGCCACCCAGAGACCUAGAGCCGAGGUUUAUGCUGCCAUGGCAGAAUCGCUCGGAAGAGCUUGGAGGGAUAUCAAUUCUACCCUGGAACUAAGAAAGAUUAUUCUCGACCUGAACGUCCAGUACCACACCAAGGCACAGGAGUUCUUCGAGAAAAACGAUGCGCUGGAAUCGGCAUGUUCAGACACAGUGAUACCGGUGGAGAUAGAGGCCGUAAAGAAUUUCCUGACCACUAUCCAUGACCUCCGCAGGGCUUUAUUGGAAUCUUUAAUGGGGGCGCUUCAGGCGGGCAAUUCGCUUUUAGGAAAAUUAAAGGAACUUGGAGCCGAAGGCACACUCGACUCGCGACCCGAACGAAUACGAACUUCUGUUAAUCGAGCAAUCUCACAAGUACAAAGUUGGUUAGACGAGUUGCACGUUAAAAGGCAAAUUUUGGAACUCACAUUUAACAGAAGAAAAACGCAACUGGAACAGUGCCUCGCCCUCGCACUUCUCGCGGCUGAUUUGAAAGAACUCGAAGAUAAAAUACACGACAGACGAAAUUUGUUGGCUAGCAGCAGUCAAUUAGGCGAUUCAUCGUCAAGUGCCGAACUUUUACUACACGAGCACCGAAAGCUGCUACCUGAAGCCAAGCAGCUUCAAGAGAAAGCUUUAAAAAUCACCAAAGCCACCGAGCAAUUGCUCGCAUCCGGUUGUUUUGCAGGAGAACAAGCCACGCAACAAGCUUACGUUGUCUUGUCAUCAACAUCUGACUAUUUGACUGACUUACAAAAUCACGAAAGUCUUCUUGAACGAGUUAUAGCCUUCUUCCGAUCCGCUCAGACGGUUCUCAACAAAUUAGACCAAUUGGAAAUUCAGUUGAAAACAACGGAACUUCCGAAAACUUCUCCCAAGUUAGCUGAGCUUCACGCGCAAUGUUCCAGAACUAUAGAUGAAUCAACUUCAGCACCGAUACGUGAAGGCUAUGCGAUUAUAGAUUCGGCGGCCACUUUUAGCGGAACAGAAGGCGUUAAAAAGAUGGUUCAAGAACUAGAAGACAUGAAAAUCCUUCUAAAUGGAUUGUGCACUGCUCAUAAGGAAGAGAAUAUCAGAAUCAACGCAGCCCUCAACAACUUUUUGGAGAGACAUAACGAAAUUUAUAAGUGGUUAGUGACGAUUGCGGAGGCGUUCCUACAAGGACACCAAGAUAUGGGCGGGGAUUUGAGAUUAGCAGAGGACUUUUUCCAGUUACACAACCAAUUGCAAAACGAUUUACAGACGAAAGGAAACGAAAUUAACCAAUUACUUUUAACCCUACCGCCGAUAUUGGAAUACCUCGAAGAUAACCAAAGAAAAGACGUAGACUCUAAGGUGGAAGGGCUACAUGACAGAUGGAUGAAGAUGAAGAACCUUUUAGAAAACCGUCUUGAUUUGGCAAGAAUGUAUGUCAAGUUCCACAUGGAGGCUGACAUUGUUAACAGAGAAAUGGAUAAACUCGAGGCCUCGCUAAAGAACAAAGGUGAUAUUGAUGAAGAAGCGAUGAAGGCUACCGAAGAAAAAUUCGAAUCUCUGAUUCCCUAUUUCCAGUCGGCGAAGAAUACGGGUUUGACAUUUAUCAAUGACAGCAAAAGGAUUUCCGAGCCUCAUCUCGACGCUCAACGCGCCCGUGUCUGCGUGGAGUCUGUGUUAGACCGUCUUUCGAAUCGUCAGUUGAAUGUGACCAGAACUUGGGAAACUUUCCGCGACGAAGUUAUCGAAAGGCGCGAGAUCCUUGUCCGACUGGAGAAAACAAUGGCCGAAAGCACCAAGACAAUCAGCUGGGUAUCCAAGCUAGACUCGCAGUUAUAUCCUGUAAUCACCACCAAUAGUACCAAACCGAACGAGGUAGCGGCAUUCUUAGAACACAAACUUGAAAAGGUUUUACCGGACAUCAGGAAAGCUCAGAACGAAGUGGCUCAGAAAAUACGAAGCGCCGAAGAGCUUAUUGCCAAAGCUCACAGUUCCGACCAAGCAACCCAGACCGUUAGGAGCAGGCUCAACGAGCUGAAUCAAAAGUUAGUAGAAAUUUCUUCAGAAUACCAAAUACUCCUGCAGGUUCUAGUCGGGUAUUUUAGAAAUCUGGAAGAGAUAGAUAAAAAGGCUGAAGCGUUCAUUUCCGCCCAGCCGCAAGAUUUGGAAAGCAUUGAAAGCAUUGAAAGGGAACACGAUCUACUUCGAGAGACCAUAGCGGAAAGAUUCAGAUUCGCUGAAGCCGAGUGCGAACAAAUCGAGCACAGAAUUCGGAAGCAAGAACCAUCUUCAUCUGCUGAAGAAGAUAUUAGAAAGCUGCGAUAUAUUUUAGAACUUAGCAAGUCUAAAUUCGAAAAUAUCUAUCGCCAAAGGCAGGAGUCAUUUAACACGUAUCGCCAAAUAGUGGAAUUCACCACUGAAUCACAAAAAAUCAUUCAAACAAUAGACGAUCUCAGUCGACAGUUGAACGAUGUCAAGAACCGGAGUGGAGAUUCCUCCACAAGUUCAAAAUCAGCUAGGGAUACGUUCCAACAAUUUACAAGGCACGUUGAGACUAUGGGAAUUCGCAUCAAAAAGCUUAGCAGCGAUGGAAACAAACUUAAAGAAGAAUGUCCUGGGCACGUAUCAAAAAUCGAAACAGAAAUAUCUACAGUCCGAUUUAAAUUUAACAACCUGACCAAUCAACUUGAUACAACCAAAGAGAGCCUGGAUCAAAAUGUAAAGUAUUUCCAACUGGUAGACGAGGCUAACGAUUGGUUUAAAGAAGGCAGCAAGUUGCUCAUAACAAUCGCACGGAAAUCGACUUCUGUGAAACAACCGGAAGAAGCGCUAAAACUUCUGGAAGAAAUCGAUUUAUUCCUUCGACCAGGCGAAGCCGAACAGUCGCAAAGAAUUCAAGAAAUAUCCACCUUGGCGUAUUACAUUUAUGGACCCGAACAAUCCAAGCAAGCUCCCGUUAUUUCCGCUAACAGAGAAAUGUUAGAUUCAUUCGCAUCAAUCAGAAACGAACUGCAAGCGCUGUCGGACAAUCUUGUAGCCGCAGAAGAAGAAAAGCAGCGUUUGUUAAGAGAACAAGAAAACGCAAGGAAAGCCGAAGAAUUGAGAAAAUUGGAAGAAGCUCGUCUUGCCGAAGAACGAAGAAAGGCAGAAGAAGCUCAUCUUGCUGAACAGGCUCGGCUUGCAGAGCAACGCAGACAAGCCGAAGAGGCAAGAUUGGCGGAGCAAAAGCGUCUAGCAGAAGAACAACUUAGAGCAGAACAAGCUAGGAUUGCAGAAGAAGCUAGACUAGCUGAUGAACGUCGAAAAGCAGAAGAAGCUAGACUAUCAGAGGAGGCCAGACUAGUAGAUGAGAAACGUAAAAUUGAUGAAGCUCGCCUCGCCGAAGAAGCCAGAAGAGUGGAGGUUGCGAGACAGGAGGUUGAAUUGCUGAAGGCUGAGCAAAUAAGAUUGUUGGAAGAAACUAAACAGGCUGAACUGUCCAGACAAAAGGCCGAGGAAGAGGAACGACGUAGAAUUGAUGAGGCUAGACAAGCGGAAGUUGCAAGACAAAUGGAGCAAGCGAAAAAAUUGGAAGAACAAAAGAGGCAGGCUGAACAACAGCGUUUAGUUGAAGAAGAGAGGUUGCGCGCCGAACAAGCCAAAUUGGAUCAGCAGAAAAAGUUAUUAGAAGAAGAAAGAAAGAACGCCGAAUUGUCUCGGAUCGAAGAAGAGCGUAUAAGGUCUGAGAAAAUUAAAAUAGAAGAGCAACAACUUAGGGCGCAACUAGAAGAAGAAAGAAGGAAAGUGGCGGAAGAAGCUAGGAUAGAAAUGGAGAGACUUAGAGCCGAGCAGGCGAGAAUUGACGACGAAAAGAGGAAAGCCGAGGAAUUGAUUCGUCAAGAAGAAGAAAAACGCAAGGCAGAGCGACUGCGACUCGAAGCGGAACAAGCGAGACUAAAAGAAGAGAAGCACAAGCAGCAUUCAGUUCAGAUCACAGAAAUAACCGAGACCCAUAAAAUAGAAUCUUUACAAAGGGAAAAGAGUCCAAUGGUGGAAGAACCCCACGAGUCGCCAGUAUUUAUUUCUCCACUUAGCGAUGCUGUUAUUCAAGAAGGAUCAAAGUUUACAUUCAUGUGUCAAGUAACUGGUCAUCCUACACCUCAAGUUACUUGGUUUAAAUCAGGCGUUCCCAUACAAAACAAUCCAGACUAUCACACUUCUGUUCACAACGGAUUGUGUACCCUUACAAUAGAAGAAACGUUCGCAGAGGACUCUUCGAAAUAUACGUGCAGGGCAAUCAAUGCCUCGGGGAUGGCUGAAACAUCGGCAGUGCUAUCCGUGAAAGAAACGGAACCCGAGGAACAGUUAACGCCACCAUCAUUCGCCAAGUUAUUGCAACCUGGAGUGGCCAAGGAAGGGAGUACAUUUCGGUUCGAGUGUAAAGUUGAAGGAAACCCAUUGCCAACGGUUCAGUGGUUCAAGAAUAACGAGUGCAUUGAUAAUUCUCCUGAUUAUGUUAUUACUUAUAAUAACGGUGAGGCAAUAUUGAGCUUUGAAAAUGUUCAUCUUGCGCAUAAAGCUGAAUACUCUUGCAAGGCCAGCAACCAGCAAGGAACUGCACAGAGCACGGCUAACCUGUUAGUUACUCCAUCGGACUCCGCCGAAGCACCCCAGUUCCUGACGCCUCUGUCUAACGUGAUGGCUCGGGCCGGUCAGAAAAUAAAAUUGGAAUGCGAGUUUUCCGGAUUGCCGCAGCCAACUUUAACCUGGUCACACAACGGCAAACCAGUGAAGGAAACGCGUGAACUCAAGCUGCAAACCGAAGGCAACAGGGCGACACUCGUAAUAUACGAGGCGUUCCCGAAAGACGCCGGUACUUACACUGUAAAUGUUAAAAACGUCGCAGGUGAAGCUUCGUCUACCAGUUCGGUUGCAGUCAAAGGAAAAUUGCCGACAGAAACAUCCGAUUCGGAACUGGCUAGCGAUAUGGAACCCGUCAAACCGUCGAUUCAGCUGCAACUGACGGACACGACCGUAAAGGAAGGAGAUAAAAUCCGCCUAGACUGCAUAAUAGUCGGUCAACCGGAACCGGAAGUCAUUUGGUACCACGAUAACCACCCCGUUAAGGAAUCGCCCGAUUUUCAGCUACUUUUCCAAGGCGAUCGAUGUUCAUUGGUUAUCCAGGAGGUGCUUCCCGAAGAUGCGGGACAAUAUAAAGUUGUCGCGUUAAACUCUGCCGGAGAGGCAUCGAGUGAAUGUUCUCUUACCGUCGAACCUAAACCAAGUGCUGUUAAACCACCGGAACCAAUUAGUGUCCCUCCCAAAUUUGUUAAGCUUUUGACCGAUGUAUUGGUUUCCGAAGGCGAAAAAGUAUCAUUUGAAGGAAACGUAACCGGGGAACCAACUCCCGAACUAAAAUGGCUCUUAAACAACAUCCCCGUUACCGACAACGAACACUACAAAACAAUACACGAUUCGGAAGGCAAUUUCAAACUGGAAAUUGAAAACGCGAAAGCUGGCGAUAAGGGCGUUUAUACGGUAAAAGCUUCCAACCUCGCCGGAGACGCGAAAUGCUUCGCGCAACUAAUAGUAAAAACGUCCAAACCUUCCGAAUCGGUAAAACACGAGGAAACCAAAUCGGCUCCGGUCUUUAAGGAACUGUUCAACGACCGAGUUGCUUUCGAAGAUACCGCCACUAAGUUUGAAUGCAUCGUAGCUGGAAAACCGACGCCGAAAAUACGAUGGCUUUUCAAUGGUGACUCUAUCUCGGGUAAAGAUUUUCUAAUCUCCACUUCUGGAGAUCGGCAAGUGCUAAGCAUUCCCAACCUCAAAAAGGAACACCAAGGUACCAUAACAUGCGUAGCGGAAAACGAAGUCGGCAAAGCCAGUUGGGCUGCCUCUCUUUCGGUUCAUCCGCAAUCAGUUUCAUUACCCGCAUCAAUUGGUCUGCCAAUCGAAACGAAGCAACACGUAGAAACGUCAUACUCGGUUAACAAGGAAGUCGUUACUAAAUCCUCCACGGUUUCCUCCAGCAAGAUGACGACAACGACCAGCGCGGAGCCCCAUAUAGAAGAACAUAAGACCGUCUCUCAAAAUGCUCAGUUCUUCAAGCAAGUAAACCAGGCAGCCCCAGAAAUUCAAAAAUCCGAAAGAAUCGAGGAAUACCAUAAGGUUGGUAACGAACCGGCAAUCAUUUCCGAGAAAUCGUCUUCAACUUACGUAAUCGGAGAUCAGGUCGAUAUUAAUAAACAAACGAAAUCAAUAGAGCAAUCAGUUAUUACGAAACCAGCUAAAAUUACGAGGCCACCGAAAUUUGUGUCUCCUGUCACGGGCAAGAUAGUCGAUCAAUACGUGGACGUCAUUCUGGAGGGCAUACUAGACGGACAGCCAACCCCAAAAGUAACUUGGACAAAGAACGGGGAAGAACUUAGAGAGACCGAUAGGAUCAAGAUUAAAUUCGAUUUAAACAAAGCGUCGCUUGAAAUCAAAAACACGAACAGUGAAGACGGAGGGAGGUACAGUUGCACCGCGACGAACGAAGCUGGUUCCGCCACCAGUACUGCUGACUUGGUCGUCAGAAAAACGAUAUUCCCGCCAGUCUUCGGUCGUCGCCUUCAAGCUCAGGUUUCCAAGAAAGGCGAUAGGAUAAUCAUGGAUGUGGAAAUUACCGGAACUCCAGAACCGACGGUAACGUGGUACAAGGAUGGGGUGCCUAUCAAACAAGCUUUGGGCAACAACUGUAAGGUUAAAUCUAUAGGCCAGAGCCAUUCCCUUAUUAUCGAAAAAGGAGAUUUAAGUCAUACUGGAAGGUAUAUGGUUAGAGCUACGAACGCAGGAGGCGAAGCUCAAAGUAUUGCCGACAUAGCAGUAUACGAACCUACGCCCGACACUAUGAUGGAGGUGGUAAAAACCGUAGUAUUCGAGGACGUUAAAAAACACGAAACAUUGGCUUCGGCAUCUGAUAAAACAUCUUCUUCAGUUACAACACAAAAACCAAUCUUUGAAAUUCCAAAGGUUCCGAUCAACGCCACUAGCGAAAUUUCCCAGUCUUAUAGCUCAAAAUCGGAAUUUACUUCAACAUCUGAACAAAAAAUCGCCCAGCACUCGCAAACUAUCAAACUCGAACAUAAAGUUCCAGAUAUACCCUUCCCUAAACCGAUCGAGGCUCAUAUCGAACGGCAAACUGAUUUCCAAAUAAUACAAGGACCCGAUACUGAAAAACAAGUGAUUGAAGAGAAAAGAACCGAAAUUCAAGAAGGCGGAAUCGAAACCAGUUCGAUCUCUAAGCAGUCAUCCCUUCAGUUCUUUGUCAAAAAGAUGAAAGAAGGCGAGGCUGCUUCCCCGCAAAAGGAGUCUGCAGUUCCAGAACCUAUAAAGCCUGAAAUUUAUCAAAAGUUCUCUAGUGUGAAAAAGGAAACGGACAUUCCGAUUAAGCUCGAGCAGCAGCCUCAGAAGGAAUACGUUCCGUUUUCGGAAAAUAUCACGUCGACGCCACCAAUCAAAGAAUAUAAAACAUUUUCUUCGAAGAAUGAAGUGACUAAUGAGUAUAAAUCUGAAUCGACAAUGCACGAAUAUAAAGGUAUUUCGAAAACGCAAGAAGUGUCUCAGCCAUUCAAGCCACAAAUUUUCCAAGAACAGUCACCUAGCGCCAAAAAGCCAUUUACUCAAGAAUAUUCUUCAUUCUCUUCCGUGGAACACAUCUCGGAACCUCAGCACUACAAAACCUACUCGAAGGAGGUUGUUCGAGAUUUCGAUAUCAAACCCGAACCACCCGCGGAAAUUUGUUAUACCCCAAAACCGGAACCGACUCGUAAAAUAGAGAACGUUUCUGAGAAAAUUAGGAAAAUAUCCGAAAAACAGAAAGAGCUACCACCUCACGAAAUACCUCAGGGCGGCGUCAAAAUAUUUCCGUCUCAAACUUCGGAGAGGAAGGAAUUCUCUCAGAAGAGCGAGAGCUCUUAUCAGACUUCGUCUUUUCAAACUUCAUCUUCUUCGUAUAGCCAUAGCUACGAAAAAAGCGAAGGACAUAAAACGCCAGAGCUACCACCGAUACAAAAGAUAUGGUCCACGAAGCACGAAAUGGUAGAAAGGCCGAUAUCCGCAGCUUCGUCUUCGUACUCGACCGAGAGACAUACUUUUAGCCGUCCGUUAUCGGCCAUGUCGGGAGAACCCUCUCUAGAUGCAAUUCAAAUGGAGAAACAAUGGGCGCACAAAUUUUCCGACACGCACGUGGACAAAUCCUGGCCGCCAACAGCUGCUGAAGAACCCAAACUACAAUCAACGUGGUCCACGCAAACCACGCUGGAAAAAAAAUGGUCUCCUGUCCAUGUGAAAUUCGAAAAAACGGUGCAAGAAUCUAAGGAUUUUUUAGACAAAACUCCAGUUCUAGUGCCGCAUUAUAUAGGCGAGGUGACUCGGCUGGAGACGACCGUCAAAGAUCAAAACUUGGAAUCUUUCUCGAGCAAGAAAUCGGAAAGUAUAAUCGAGGAAAGCAAUAAACGACCUUCGGACAUAAUAAAAUCUUGGCCGCCAACUGGUCCCGUACAAGAAUAUGUUGCACAACCUUCGAAGCCUUACCCAUCGAUCGAUUCGAUAUCCAUCCGUCCAGUUUCGGUCCAGGAUAUCACCGACGAAGUCUAUUUGGAACCGGGACCGCCUCCGGAAAUCGGUUACGCGGCACCACCCACGGAAAGAAGGCGGUCUUACGUCGAAAUGAUCGAACAUGAACUCGAGAAAGAUUUGCAGAGAGAACCCUCAAAAGUGCCUCCUUGUGCCGUAAGAACCAUCCCGCCGCCAUUGCCGCCCAAAAAGGAGUAUCCCCAAGCCCCGCCUCUACCCGCUAAGCCGAAGCCUAAAAAAACAACCUCCUUGCCUUACGUGCCGUUUGAAAAGUUCCCUGAUCUGGAGCCGUUCCCGUUCAAACCCGAACCCGAACAGCCGAAACCGCCGAGAGUGGGACCACCUCCCACCCCAUCAAAAUUCAUCAAAGGGAGAUUCACCGAUAGCGAUUACGAAAGCGAUUUCGAAGCGGUGAGAAUACCGCCAAAAUGGAAGCCUUCGAUGAGCGAUACGGAGGAGCCUAUGUACAGGAGAGUGAGACCGCCUAAACUCCUAUCCACGGGACGAUCGCGAUCUCAAGAACCGGAACCCUUGCCUCCGUCUCAAUUCGAUCAGCCGCCGCAAUUCAAGGGUCCGCCACGGCCCGAGAUAAAUUUCGAAGAAUGCAGACGCAAAAAGGAUUCGUCGCAAAUAAAGAAGUUCACCAAACAUUACGAGGCGAUGCGCAGGGAAGUUUCACCGCCCAAACUAAAACCCGCCAGUCCUCCGAUUUACGUCGUUCCGGAGAAAAAGCCGGAAUCGCCAAAAGCUAAGAAAAAAGUCGUCAUCGACGGGUACAUGGCCGAUACGGAUGAGCCGUUUAACCAACAAUUUAUGAGAAGCGAGUAUUCUAAAGAGGAAAGAACGGAAACGAGGCAGUUUUCUCAAACCAGUCAGAAAAUUUUUGAGAGUUCUAGUCAAAAAAUUGUGGCGCCCAAAGUCAGGACCGCCAAAUUUCCGGUUAAAAAGCAUCACUCGUCAAUGACGGCAAAAAAGGAGCUCAUCGCUACUCCAAUAGUGACGAGUCAAACGACGCAGCAAUUCACAGAACAUCGCGAAAAACAAACGAAAUUGGAGCCGUUCCCGUAUCAGCCCGACGUAGCGCCGACCAGAAAGCAAAAGGUACCCCCACCACCGAGCCCGUCUAAGUUCGUCAAAGGCGAGUUUAGGGAAAGCGACUACGAAAGCGACUACGAGGGUCGUAUACCUCCCGUGUGGGGUUCAGGCGACGAUCGUCACUACAAACCCGUACGUCCGGUGCUAACUCCCAGUCAACAACAUCAACAAAUUGGCCGAACGCCGACGCCGCCGACCGAAUUCGACCAUCCCCCGCACAUCGACGGGCCUCCGAGGCCAAAAUUUGAGCCAAUCGAGAAAAUUACUCCUAUUUCGAAACCUGUUGUUUUUCGACCCAAAGCGGUAUCGGCAACGCAGGCGGUUGAUUUAACCGUUGCUAAAGCAAAACUAGGCCCCGGUUCAACUCCGAAGAAGACGCAAUAUUACAAGUCGACCGUCAGCGCUCCAUUCGAAAACGCCGUUCAGACCGAAACUUCGAAUAUAGUUCACCUGGACGAAACGACCGACACGUGUCAUCGGAUGAUGAGCGUUCAGCAAACGCAUAAAGUCAUCAAAUUCGGAGAUCAGUAUAAGGGGCGCGAACAGGUAGACUCGUUCCCUUACAAGCAGGACAGGAUCAGAAGGGCUACUAGCGUGCCGGCUCAGCCUACGCCGACAAAAUUCGUGCCAGGGGAAUUUCGCGAGAGUGAUUACGAAAGCGAAUUCGAAUCCACCAAAAUUAAACCGAAAUGGACGCCGGGCGGCAGCGACACGGAAGAUGUUCAUUACAGAAGGGUUAAAGCACCGACGCCGUCUAGAAUCUACACCAGCGAAACUGGAUACGAACAAAGAAUCCUUACUCCGAUGGAGUUCGAUACGCAACCUGCAACCGUAUCAUCGACAACUGAUUUUACCGAUACGACCACGAGAAACGAGUCUACGUUUAAAAAGUUUUCGGAAUUUGGUUCGAAUCAGGUGAUGAAAAGGAGUCAGUCGUAUGAACCCGCGAUAAAACUAAAACCCGGUAGUCCGCCGGAGUAUGGCUACGCUCAAGACCAGAGAAUCACCAGAUCCACAGCCACCAAAAUGGCGACCCAUCACAUGAACAGCAUGACGAAAGAUUUUAAAUCGAAAACGCAGAAGUUUGUCAAAGAUAUAAUGAACGAUGUCAGUGUGAAUCAGCAACAGAGGCCUAUACUGAAAUCGGACGGGGAUGACGCGCAAGUGUACAGGGAAGAAUCUAGAGCCAUGACCUCAGGAACAAAGCAUGUCGACCCAGAUACGGGACUGAUAUACUUCAAGUACGAUUUCGGCUACGAAUUUGGCAUUAUACUGCCGGGGGAGAGCAAAGCUGGCGAGAUUCCGGUACCAAAAAAAACCGUGAUAGAACCACCAAAACGGGCGGUCGAUAUAGAGAUGCCCGUUUACCACGAGACCACAAAUAAACCUUCUCACGACACUAACCACUAUCAGGCUCCCACUCCGCAGUUUAAACCGAAGAAAUUUACUAACAAAUGGGACCCCACGUCGGAAAGCGAAAUGUCCGAAUACGAGAAAGACAGCAAACGGAAACAAGGUUCGAGAUGGGAACCGUCGUCUUGUAGUCCGAUGUCUCUAUCGCCUAGUUUGCCUAGUACUUCUCCAGCUUUUAACAAUACUUUCGCAGAUCGAACGGAGACCCAAACUCCACCCAGUUGCCCUAGUACUCCCGGAAGUACCAAAAUUAUACUUGGUCAACCUCGGGUGCCUAUGUUUAUAACGCCGUUGCGUGAUAUCGCCGUUGUCAGCGGCCAAGCAGCGAAAUUCGAAUGUAUCGUACAGUCAGAACCACCACCUAAUAUUCUUUGGUCAAAGAAUGGAAGAAUUAUAGAAAACUCCAACGAUCACCAAAUUCAUUAUAGAAAUGGGGUUUGCAGACUAACUAUAGCUCAAGCGUAUCCAGAGGACGCCGGCACAUAUACAUGUACAGCGACGAACCCCGUAGGCAGUACCAACACGACAGCAAAUCUGCAAGUACCAGGCGUUCCUUCACCUAUGUACGGCACAUAUCGCCAACUGAACACAGGCAGAAGAAGCGCUUCUCCGGAACCUUAUCGCCGACCGGAAUCCCCAGAAACUUUACAUUCUCUGUCAGGUGUUCAAGGAGGUCAGCUAACCCAGGAGCAACUCCAACAAAUUCCGGGUUUCGGCCCAAAUGCUCAACCACCUGUGUUCGAGAAGGUGUUUAGCAAUGCGAGAUUCGCCCAAGGAGGUGUGGCCGCGUUCGAAGGACGAAUCACCGGCAAACCACAACCUACGGUCUCGUGGACUAGAAAUGGAGCACCACUCCUUAAUUCCCAGAAGCAUCGACUUAGUUACAACGAAUCGACUGGAGAUGUUACACUCCAGAUACACCAAAUUGGUCCGGGAGACGAGGGCGAAUACAUAUGCACUGCCAAAAACCAAUACGGAGAGGCGGUGUGUUCCGUCUACAUAUCCCCUGAGGGAAUGCAGAUGCCCCAGAGGUUUUCGCAGAGUCAAUUCGAGAAAACCACGACCUACUCAAAUGGUACCGUAAUCACGGAAGACUUCAAAAUAGACACAUUUGAAUAUAGGUUACUUAGAGAAGUAUCCUUCCGCGAAUCCAUUACCAGGAGAUCUACAUACGAAAAAGACUCGCAGAUAUCGACAACAGUUGAACGGUCUCUCGGCCCACCGGCUCCUCCUCAAAUUUCCCAAAAACCACGCAAUUCAAAAUUGCUCGAAGGGUCUGAUGCAGUGUUUACGUCGAAGCUAUCCGCCAACCCCCGUCCCAGGUUGACCUGGUUCAAAAACGGGCAGCGGAUAGUGGAAUCUCAAAAAUAUGAAAGCAGCUUCUCGAACAAUCAGGCUUCGUUGAGGGUCAAGCAGGUUUCGUCUGACGAUUCGGGCCAUUACACUUUGCUGGCGGAAAACCCUCAAGGUUGCGUUGUAUCGUCGGCGUACCUCGCCAUUGAACCAGUAACCACCCAAGAAGGUUUGAUCCAUGAGUCGUCAUUCAAAUCUCAACAAACCGAAGUUGAAACUACCGAUACUAGCAAAACACUCGCGCCAAACUUCGUUAGAGUUUGCGGAGACAGAGAUAUAACCGAAGGAAAGAUGACCCGUUUUGACUGCCGAGUAACCGGUAGGCCUUACCCGGAAGUUACGUGGUACAUCAACGGAAAACAAGUCACCGAUGACCACAACCACAAAAUCUUGGUCAACGAAUCCGGCAACCACGCCUUAAUGAUUACGUCGGUGAGUCGAAACGACUCCGGCGUGGUGACGUGUGUCGCAAAGAAUAAAACCGGCGAAACAUCUUUCCAAUGCAAUUUGAACGUUAUCGAAAAAGAACAAGUAGUUGCCCCGAAGUUUGUCGAAAGAUUUACCACCGUCAAUGUACGUGAAGGAGAACCGGUCCUAUUGAACGCUCGUGCUGUUGGUACACCCAUUCCGCGCAUUAGCUGGCAAAAGGACGGAGUUCCUUUGCAAUCAAGCCCGGAUGUUCGCAUUGCCAUAGACGGAGGCGCUACUUCGCUAGAUAUACCGAGAGCUAAGGUUUCGGAUGCGGCUUGGUACCAAUGUACCGCCCAAAACGUUGCGGGCUCAACCGCAACCCGAGCGAGACUAUUCGUCGAAACACCACAAGGACCUACUCCCGAACCCAGACGCCUGCACUUGCCAAGACCUACAAAAGUCAUCGAACCUGAACCCGAACCUGGCCCGGAAGUGAUCUACCUCCGCCAUGUGGAAAGAUCAAGGCCACAUCCAGUUCCCGGCGAAGAAGAUCGUAUUUAUCCCCCACCUAGAUUCAUCAUCCCGUUACAAGACGCAAUUCAAUUCGAAGGUGGCAAGGUUCACUUCGAGGCCAGGAUUGAACCAGUCGGCGACCCGACCAUGGUUGUUGAGUGGUUCUUGAAUGGAAGACCAAUGGCAGCCAGUUCUAGAGCAACUUCGAUAUUCCGCUUUGGCUUUAUUGCUCUAGAUUUAAUUAGCUUAACCCUUAACGAUGCCGGCGAAUAUGUGUGUCGUGUAAGGAGCGCAACAGGAUGCGUAGAAUCUCGUGCAAAUCUUAUCGUUAAAGCCAGAGAAUCUAUAGAGAAAACCAGUCAACACCCAGACAGUUUGCAAUACAUUCAACACUUGGAAGAUUAUUCCAAAUAUCAACGUCAAGAAAGCCUGGAAGAGAAAACAAAUCAGAAACCUCAUUUCAUCCGUCCACUCCAGGAUCUUGGAGAGCUCCAGGAAGGCAGAAAUGCGCACUUUGAGGCGCAACUGACUCCUGUCAGUGAUCCAACCAUGAAAGUGGAGUGGUACAAAGAUGGUCGACCGAUUACGGCCAGCUCCAGGAUCUCGACGAUCUUCAACUUCGGCUACGUGUCUCUCAACAUAAUGCACCUACGGGCCGAAGAUGCAGGAUCCUACACCGUGAGAGCUGUGAAUCAUUUAGGUGAAGCGAUUAGUACCGCUACUGUCCAGGUGUUCAGCAAAUUGACGGUGACUGGUGAUUUGGGAAUCCCAGAACAGCAACGCUAUAUCGAAAAAGUCGAGGAACUAGAAGCUUGGCAACAGCAGCAACAUCAGAAAUACGUCGUAGAAAGCCCAGAAAGUAUGGCUCCGCCAGAAUUCAAGACACCGAUUAAAGAUCAACUUGGAAUUCGCGAAGGUGGUUUCGCACAUUUCGAAGCGAGAUUAGAACCCGUAGGAGAUGCAACUCUUAAAGUCGAAUGGCUUAAAGAUGGGCGCCCGGUAGAAGCCAGCUCUAGAAUUACAAGUUUCUUUAACUUUGGUUAUGUAGCUUUAACGAUUAAGGAAGUUACCAUUCACGAUGUCGGUAACUACACGUGUCGCGCGUUCAAUGCAUUGGGAGAGGCGACUACGACGGCACAAUUAAGUGUUGUGAGUAAAAAAGAUAUAAUAUUCGACUCGCAGCACCCCGGAGGAUUAGAAAAAAUCCAGCACUUGGAAGACACGAGUCGAUAUUUAAGGAAGGAACAAGAAGAAAUUGAAGUUACGCAGAAACCCCGGUUUUUGGGACCACUGAAAGGUACGAACAAAAUUGUCGAAGGACAGAGAGCACAUUUUGAGGCUCGAGUCGAACCACAAAGUGAUAUGACUUUGAAAAUCGAAUGGUAUUUCAACGGAAGACCCAUUCAACCUGCAAACCGAAUUCAAACCUACCACGAUUUUGGGUAUGUCGCUCUUGACAUCCUCAGCGUUAGAGAAGAGGACGCAGGAACUUACACGGUGGUAGCUAGAAACGCUUUGGGUGAAGCACAAGUAUCUGCUAGCAUGGUAGUCGAAACUCGAGCAAGUAUCGACACAAGAAGUAUGCACAAAGGUGCGUUCGACAAAACUCAGCACCUAGAACAAUCCAAGUUUGUUGAACCCCAAUACCACAUAGAAGAAAUUUCAAAAUCGAAACCAAUAUUCGUGGUACCGCUUUCCGACCCGCAGCCUUGCCAGGAAGGCAGAAACAUCCACUUAGAAUGCCGCCUGGAACCGAUGGGCGAUCCGACCAUGCGCGUGGAGUGGUAUUGUAACGGAAAACCAGUAACCGUUGGAUCUAGGUUUAGAACCUACAACGAUUUCGGGUUUGUAGCCCUUGACAUCAUCCACGCUACAGCUCAAGAUUCAGGGGAAUAUACUGUUCGUGCCGUCAAUCAUUUAGGCUCAGCCCAUACCUCCGCUUGCGUAAGAGUUAUCGCGAAAUCGGAUAUUAUUACCGAGAGUCAGCACGAACAAUCUUUGGAACAAAUUCAAAUGCUCGAAGAUUCUUCCCGAUACAGGAAACACAUCGAAGAAGACGUUACCGUGUUGCAAGCCCCACAAUUUACCAGACCUCUGCAUAAUAUUGAAACCGUCGAAGGUACCAACGUGCAUAUGGAAUGCCGUCUUCAACCUGUGGGUGACUCAUCUAUGAAAGUCGAGUGGUUCUGCAAUGGACGCCCGGUUAAAACGGGUCAUCGGUUCAGACCGGCCUACGACUUUGACUACGUCGCACUGGAUUUACUCAGCGUAUAUCCUGAAGAUUCUGGAAUUUAUACUUGCCAGGCACGAAACCAACUUGGAGAAGCAGUUACUUCGUGCAGCGUCAGAGUCAUUGCAAAAAAAGACUUAUUGUUCGAUAGCCAGCAUCCUGCAGGAUUAGAGAAAAUACAACACCUAGAAGAUGCUUCCCGGUAUAAGCGCACGGAAUAUGUGGACGAACAGGUCACCGUGAAACCCAGAUUUGUUACCAAACCCAAGAACUUAGAGAACAUGGUUGAAGGUCAGCACGCCCAUUUCGAAUGCAAAAUAGAGCCGGUGACUGAUUCCAAUUUAAAAGUGGAAUGGUUUAAAAAUGGAAGGCCGGUAACCGUUGGGCAUAGAUUUCGUCCAAUACACGACUUUGGUUACGUAGCACUUGACGUAGUAGAUCUGAUAGCCGAAGAUUCUGGCAUUUACACCUGCCGGGCAACCAACUUGAUAGGUGUAGAUGAAACUACUUGCGCCCUAAAGGUAAGACAAACCGGCCAGAUUAUUACCAGCACCCAGAACGAUACUAGCUUGCAACAAAUUCAACACCUUGAAGACCGCUCGAAAUAUCAAAGGCGAGAAGAAAUCGAGGAAACUACCAAACAGGCGCCAAUAUUCACGACUUCCUUAAAAAAUAUAGAUAUUAAGGAAGGGCAACGCGCUCAUUUUGAAUGUCGGUUGAUCCCCGUAUCCGAUACCACAAUGAAGGUGGAAUGGCUACAUAACGGCCAACCAUUAAAGUCAGGAUCCAGAUUUACUGAAACAAACAGCUUCGGCUUCGUCGCUCUCGACAUAUUAUACACCUACCCUGAAGAUGCCGGCACCUAUACAUGCCGUGCCACAAACGCACUCGGGGAAGCCGUUACCUCUGCCGUAUGCAAUGUUCAAUCGAAAAAGUCGAUUUAUCUGGAAUCAGUACACGAAGGCGCUUUGGAAAGACUAUCGGAGUUGGAGGACUCGUCCAGAUACCAACGCAAAGAAGUUCACGAAGAAACGAUCAGUCAAGUGCCAGUAUUCACCAUGCCAAUUAAAGACUUAAGAGUCGCUGAAAAUCAAGCAGCUCACUUCGAAGCUAGAUUGAUUCCAGUAGGAGAUUCGAGGCUAAAAGUGGAGUGGUUACGUAAUGGAGUGUCGAUCCAAGCUUCGAAUCGUAUAACUACCAUGCAUGACUUCGGGUACGUAGCUCUAAAUAUGAAGUAUGUCAAUCCAGAAGAUUCUGGUACAUACACAUGUCGUGCGGUAAAUGACCUCGGCGAAGCAGUGACGUCUGCAGUACUCUACGUUCAAUCUAAGGCAUCUUUACAACUUGAAUCUCAACACGAGGGAGCAUUGCAAAAGCUGCGCCAGCUCGAAGAUUCCAGCCGAUACCAGCGCAAGGAGGAACAAGAACUAGAGGUCACGCAAAGUCCAUUCUUCUCCACUCAACUCAACGGACCUGCUGAACUGAUCGAAGGUCAAAGCGCGCACUACGAAUGCCGAAUCGAGCCCUAUCCUGACUCCAACUUGAAAGUGGAAUGGUUCCAUAACGGAAAGCCUUUGACAACCGGCCACAGAUUCCGCACAGCCUACGAUUUUGGAUUUGCCAGCCUGGACGUGCUUACUGCAUAUGCUGAAGAUUCUGGAGAAUAUACAUGCCGUGCGACCAAUCGCAUCGGGCAAGCUCAGUCCUCUGUACAGACCAGCGUUAAAUCAAAAUCAUCAAUUAUUCGUGAUACACAGCACGAAGGGGCCCUGCAAAAGAUUCAAUACCUCGAGGAUGACUCUAAAUACAGGAAGGUGGCGCAAGAUGAAGCUAUUCUGUUAGAAAAACCGAAAUUCGGAAGAGGGCUUAAAACCAUCGAAAACCUCCCUGAAGGUGCCAGUGCCCAUUUGGAAGCGACUCUAACGCCGGUUAAUGAUCCCACAAUGAGAGUAGAGUGGUUCUGCAACGGAAGACCCAUUCAGACAGGUCACCGAUUUAAAACGACCUACGAUUUUGGAUACGUGGCUUUAGAUAUUUUGUACGCUUAUGCAGAAGAUUCGGGAGUGUACAUGUGUAGAGCAAGAAACGUUGCUGGGGAAGCGGUGACAACUGCAAAUGUAUCGGUGGUCGCCAAGUCUGGACUUUACUUGGAUACAAUGGACGAACAAAGAUUAAAGAAAAUCAGAGAUCUCGAGUCAUACGAAAGACCCAAAAAAGAAGAAAUCGAACCAGUGGCGCAAAAACCUGUAUUCCUGACACCCCUCAUAAGCUUAGAUAAUCUAAAAGAAGGUGAACAUGCCCAUCUGGAGUGUCGCGUAGAACCGAUAAACGAUGCCAACCUAAAAAUUGAAUGGUACGUUAACGGCGUAAAACUCCGCGCUGGACAUAGGUUCAGAACAACCCAUGACUUCGGAUACGUGGCGCUUGACGUCUUGUACGCUUACCCUGAAGAUAGCGGUACCUAUAUGUGUAAAGCUACAAAUCUCGUUGGCGAAGCAGUUAACACUUGCACCAUUAAAGUUGGUGGAAGGAGCAGUAUUUUGCUUGAUACUCAACACCCAGAAGGUUUACAAAAAAUUCGAGAACUGGAAGCUCAAGGACAUCCUACUAGACUAGAAAUUGACGAACCCGUACCUACCCCUCCCAGAUUUAUUACCGAACUGCGAGGCACUACUGAAAUCUAUGAGGGCCAGACCGCUCAUUUUGAAGCCCAAGUCGAACCUAUCCAUGAUUCGAAUUUGAGAAUCGAAUUCUACCAUAACGGUAAACCGUUGCCGUCUGGAAACAGGUUCCAUAUAACCUUCGAUUUUGGAUACAUUGCACUUGACGUAACGCACGCCGUACCCGAAGAUGCUGGUGAAUAUUCUGUUAAAGCAAUCAAUAAUCUUGGACAAUGCGUUUCGUCUAUCAAUUUAAGAGUAAUUGCUAGAGACAGCAUUAUAACAGAGUCGCAGAGACCAGAAGGUUUAGAUAAAAUCAGGCAGCUGGAGGAACACCAGGCGUAUAAACGCCCAGAAGCAGAGGACCAGGUCACGAGGCAAAGACCAGUGUUUACUCAGCCACUUCAAAAUAUUGACUUUAUUAAUGAAGGGCAAACAGCUCACUUCGAAUGUAGACUGAUUCCAGUUGGUGACCCAACACUUAAAGUGGAAUGGUUUAGAAAUGAGAAACCAUUGGAAGACAGCUCGCGUAUAACCAAAGUACAUGACUUCGGUUACGUCUCCCUGGACAUCAAACAGAUCAGAGAAGAAGAUGAAGGCAUUUAUCUCUGUAGAGCUUCCAAUCCACUGGGAGAAGCUGUAACGACUGCAUCUAUGAAAAUUAGAACCAAAGCCAGCAUCCAGCUGGAUACUCAACAUCCAGAAGCUCAACGCAAAAUCGCCCAACUAGAGCAGCCACUGGCGCCAAGGCCAGAAGAACCGGAAAGAAUAUUUGAAAAACCCAUAUUUACUCAACUUUUAACUGGACCGACAGAGCUCUGGGAAGGUCAACACGCUCAUUUUGAAGCUAGAGUUGUACCUGUGGGUGAUGCGAGCUUGCGAUUUGAAUGGUACAUCAACGGAGUAGAACUAAAACUUGGGUCACGGUUUAAAGUUACUCAUGAUUUCGGUUUUGUUACUUUGGAUGUUAUGUCCACGGUGCCUAAUGACUCCGGGGUUUACACUUGUAAAGCCAUCAAUAAAUCCGGUGAAGCGGUUUCGUCCAUAUCGAUGAAGGUUAAAUCGAGAUCGAAUAUCGUCGGAGAACCUCUACAACCUGAAGCUUGGGAGAAGAUCAGAUUAAAGGAAGCUGAAAUGAACAAAGUCCCUGAAAUGUUCAUCGAUACAACUCCUCAGCAACCUCCAGUAUUUACGACACAUCUUAAGAGUUAUGACAAUUUAAGUGAAGGACAACACGUUUAUUUAGAAGCUCAAGUAGAACCACGUGCGGAUCCAAAUCUCAGGAUCGAAUGGUUCAAAAACGGAAUUUCUUUAUCAACUGGUACUAGGCUCCGUAGCACCUUUGAUUUUGGAUUAGUCACCCUAUCCAUUAAUGGGCUAAGAGGAGAUGAUUCUGCAAUUUACACAUGCAAAGCGACCAACAAAUUAGGAGAAGCGAUCUCCACAUCCUCACUUAAAAUUCAAGACAAACACUGGCUUUUGGGUCAGACUCUACAUCCGGAAGCUAUUCCUAAAAUUGAAGCUCUCGAAAGGCCACAAGAAGGUCGUCCGGAACAACCCGAACCGACUUAUGAAAUUCCAAUGUUCAUCUCCCACCUGAACAAUGUCGAAUGUAUUGAAGGCGACAAUGUGCACUUUGAGUGCAAUGUUGAACCAUCUAAGGACCCGACAAUGAAGAUCGAAUGGUUUAUUAACAACAAACCUUUGACCAGCGGAGCAAAAUAUAAGAGCACUUAUGAUUUCGGAUAUGUGGCGUUAGAUAUUACUCACGCUUAUGAAGAAGAUUCUGGAGUAUAUACAUGCAAAGCAUCGAAUAGCAAGGGUUCCGUUACUACGUCGGGUUCCUUACGGUGCACGGGCAAAAAGAGCAUUUAUUAUGAUACGCAACACCCUCAAGGAAAGGCUGGAUUGGAUGCCGUUGAAGAAGUAGAUCAGGCAUUUGCGGCUAAAUCCCGACCAAAAGAUUACGCCCCAGAUAAGGAAUAUCCCAAACCAGUAUGGACAGUACCACUGAAUCCAGAAUUCACGGUGCUAGAAAGUAAACCUCUUCAUUUAGAAGGAUCCGUUGAACCAAAAGAAGAUCCUAACCUAAAAAUAGAAUGGUUCUUUAACGGAAAAUCAUUGGAUCACGCAUCGAGGUUCAAGCUCACUAGCGACUUUGGUUUUGUUACACUAGACCUAACUGAUGUAUACGAAAGGGACCAAGGAGUGUACACAGCAAAAGCUUCAAAUAAAGCAGGAGAAGCUUUUACAUCCACCACUAUUUAUUGCACCAGCAAAGCCAACCUCAUCGAACGAACACAACAUCCUAAAGGGCAAGAGGGUCUGGAAAAGAUACAAGAUCUUGAAGAUUCUUUGCAUAGACCCGAAAUGCCUUUAGCAGAAGGAGAAGAGGGACAUGCGCCUGUAUUUACAUCCGAAUUUACCAACUUAACCAAUCUCAGCGAAGGUGAAAUUGCUCACUUUGAAGCAGGUUUGACACCUAUCGGAGACCAAACCAUGGUGGUAGAGUGGUUCUAUAAUGGAAAAACAAUUGAAGCUUCUCACAGAUUUAGAACAGUUCAUGCCUUUGGUAUGGUAGUUCUGGAAGUGUUAGGAGUGAAAAUUGAAGAUUCUGGCACUUUCACAUGCAAAGCAACUAAUAAAUGGGGCGUGGCUGAACAAAGCGUUACUUUAGAAUGUGUAGACAAGACAUCUGGUCAGAAACCCAGAUUCACUACACACAUACAGGAUAUUGUCGGAUUGCGUGACGGUCAAUCUGCUCAUUUCGAAUGCACCCUCGUACCCGUUAAUGAUCCGAAUCUUAAAGUGGAAUGGUAUCACAAUGGACAGCCGCUAUUACAGUCAUCCCGUAUAAAAUCGGUUUCUGAUUUUGGCUUCGUUGUAUUAGAUAUAUCUUACAUCCAAGACCAGGAUUCCGGAGAAUACGUUUGCAGAGCACAUAACAAAUACGGUGAAGAUUUCACCAGGGCUACGAUAUCUGCCCAUGGAAAAGGGGGAGUAUUUUCAGAAAGCUUGCAACCCGAAUCACUUGCUAAAAUUCGCGAACUUGAAAGCCUCCAAGGGCAACAAGCUCAGGCGCCGCUAACUCCCGUAACGGAACCUCCGAAAUUUAUCACUCAAAUUCAAGACGUCACAAAACUUGUAGAGGGACAAAGCGCUCACUUCGAAGCUCGCCUUACGCCGGUCACAGAUCCAGACUUGGUGGUUGAAUGGUAUUAUAAUGGAAAGAAGCUUCCCCAUGGCCAUCGAUAUCGCACAUUCCACGAUUUCGGAAUUGUUAUUUUGGAUAUUUUAUACUGUUACGAGGAAAAUUCCGGAACAUACGAAUGUAGAGCUUAUAAUAAAUAUGGACAGGACUCGACCAAAGCUACACUUAAAUGUGUCUCGAAGGCGAAUUUAAUCUUGGACUCGCAACUCCCGCGGGGCAUGGAGGGUGGAUUAGAAAAAAUCCAGACUUUGGAAGACUCCAUGGUGCGCACUAAAGAAGAACGCGAAGAGGUGACCAAGGGUAGAGCUCCAGUAUUCACAGUCCCCUUAUCCAACAUUGACAGUUUGCGAGAAGGCGAAAGCGCUCACUUCGAGGCAAGACUUAUUCCAACCGAUGAUUCGAAACUUAAAGUUGAAUGGUUCUGGAAUGGAAAGCCAUUGAGAACUGGCUCCCGGUUCAGAACAUUCUGCGACUUUGGUUUCGUAAUAUUAGAAAUUUCGCCCGUAUAUCCGGAAGACUCUGUCGAAUACUCUUGCCGCGCUACUAACGAAUACGGCGAAGCUGUCACCACUGCUUCCAUGAAAGUAUCCGGAAAACGCAGCAUUAUAUUGGAGUCGCAAUUACCAAAAGGAAUGGAAGGCACGAUUGAUAAAAUUGCCGAACUUGAAGGUUUAGGUGUAGCACCUUCCCAGUUAACCCCUGAAGAUGACAGCGGCAAGCCGCCCGAAUUUAUCACAACCCCGUCGGAUUUGAUUUUGGGAGAAAAUUCCCUGGCACACUUUGAAUGCAGACUAACACCAGUCAACGAUCAGAGUAUGAGAGUGGAGUGGUAUCAUAAUGGAAAACCGCUUUGGUCCGGUUCCCGAAUCAAAACAAUAAACGACUUUGGUUUUGUAAUCCUCGAAGUAGCUGGUGUAUACCAAAGAGACUCUGGUCUGUACACGUGUAAAGCAACGAAUCGCCAUGGCGAGGCCAGCGUUUCUUGUACUUUACAAGUGAAAGGUCGUCAAGGAAUCAUUCUCGAACCUCAGUUGCCAUCGAACUUCCGAAGUGGCACUCAGAGCAUCCAGAAGCUUGAGGAAAAUCUGUACAAAAAGGAAGAAAUUACAGUGGAAGAUGAAAAACCUAAUCCGCCGAGGUUCAUUGUCGAAAUUAAAGACAAUGUUGACGUACCCGAAGGUAACCCGAUUCACUUCGACUGCAGAGUUGAACCUAAAAACGAUUCGUCAAUGAGAAUUGAAUGGUUCCAUAAUGGUAAACCUCUAGCUACUGGAUCCAGGGUCCACCAAAUAAACGAUUUUGGGUUCAUUUCACUUGACAUCGAUUACACCUAUACCAGAGAUGCAGGAGAAUAUCUCUGCAAAGCCACUAAUAAGUGGGGUUACGCUGUUACUAAAGCCAAAGUGACUUCGAAAUCGAAGAGAACUAUCGAUUUCGAAAGUCAAUUACCUUCCGGUAUGAGUGCUGAUAAACUAAAGGAACUUGAAAAGGGUCCAGUAUCUGCUCCUCCUCAAGAAGAUAAAACAUUUGGGCCUCCGAAAUUUAUUACUCAAAUUACGUCUGUUACCGUUGAAGAGUCAGAGUCCGUUAGGUUCGAGUGUAGGGUAGAACCAAGAGACGAUCCCAAACUAAGAAUUGAAUGGUAUAGAAACGGAAAACUCUUACCAUCAGGUCACCGCUACCGCACAGUUUAUGAUAUGGGAUUUGUAUCACUGGACAUUUUGUACGUCUACGCGGAAGAUUCCGGUGAAUACGUUUGCAGAGCUGUCAAUGACCACGGCGAAGACUUCACCAAAGCUAACAUUUCGUGUAAGAAGCUACCCAAUAUUAUUCUGCAAAAUCAAGUACCUAAAGGCAUGAAAAAAUCCGAGGCGCUUAUGCAAAUGGAAGCCGCUAUUAAGAAAUACACUUCGGAAGUAUACCUAACCGAAGAUGACUUAUACGACGUGGACAAGAAACAACCUCCGAGAUUUGUAACGCAAAUCCAGAACCAAACCGAAUUGGUAGAACGUCAAACAAGUAAAUUCGAAUGUCAAUUAGCACCCGUAGGGGAUCCCAACAUGAAAGUGGAGUGGUUCCUUAAUGGCAAACCGUUACCACAUAAAAACCGAUUUACCCCUAUAUACGAUUUUGGUUAUGUGGCUAUGAAUUUCGGCUGGGUAUAUCCGGAAGACAGCGGUGAAUACCUUUGCCGCGCAACCAACUUGUACGGCAUGGACGAGACCAGAGCUGUCAUUCAAGUAGCUGGUAAGCCCGGAAUCAUUUACGACUCUCAGCUUCCGAAAGGUAUGAAGAGUAUCGAAAGAAUCAGAGAGUUAGAAGCAGCGUGGCAAGUGGUUCCCGAGGAAGCAGAGGAAGAAUCCAAACCUCGCUCGGCACCAGUGUUCGUCAGCAAACCCGAAGCGGUAACCGUAGAAGAAGGGGAAUGGGCGAGAUUUUGUUGCAGGGUAACCGGGUUCCCCAAACCUAGAGUGAUGUGGCUGAUCAACGGUCACACCGUCGUUAGCGGUUCUCGUUACCGAUUGACCUACGACGGAAUGUACCAUUUGGAUAUCCCAAAAACCCGUCAAUAUGAUACGGGCAAAGUUGAAGUGGUCGCGAGAAGUUCCGUAGGCGAAGCCAUAGCGGAAACGGAACUGAAAAUCAUUCCGAGACACGACGAUUACAGAGGAGUUCUAAAGAAUUCACCUAGACCGUGGUACGACCUAGAACUGGCUGAAUACCAAAAAGAGCGUCACGAAACCGAACUUGAACGAGUAUUCGACGAACGUAACACAACUCUGCGGGAAUCGGGACUCCACGUCACGGGAGUGCACGUGCAGCCCAAAGAAUUUAAAGAACCUGAAACCGAAUGGCAAAGAAACGUGAAAUCCAAGAGAAGCGAUGAGGACUAUUACAACAGGCUUCAGGAACUCGAAAACGAACAAGUAAUCAAAGAGAUUAAACUCCGCGAAGCUUCUCACCAGUACACCAUCCCCGGAGAGAAAAUUGUUAGCAGUUCUUUGACUAAAGGAAUGGCACAUCAGUAUCAAGAAAACUUGGAACAAAAGCCUGAAAUCCCACAGCUACAACCAAUUCCGAGACUACCGAAAGCGGAUGCUGCGAAACCGGUGCCACACAAAGAUCAAGUGACCUUGAGAAAAACCGACAAGAGCAAAGAAGAAAUCCAAACGGAAUACGAAAUAGACAGUAAACGGGGCGCUUAUCCACCGGGACCUACCGAAUCGGGAGUUCACGGCAGGGAAGUUUACGUCACCAAGCAGAAACAAACGCAGAAGGAGAGGCAAGGCGAUCUGGAAAUCACUCGCAACAUAACCUCCACGGAAACUACCGACGUGGAACACAAAGCGAAGACGCAGGAAAGAGUAGUUCAGGGGCAGGUGUUGCCUACUACACCUCCGGUGUUUACUAAAAAGAUCCAGCCGUGCAGAGCGUUCGAGAACGAUUCGGCUAGGUUCGAGGUCGAGUUCGAUGGUGAACCGCUUCCGAAAGUAACAUGGUUUAGAGAAGACUUUCCCAUUACAAGCUCUCCAGACUUGAAGAUUUAUACCUUCAGCACCAAAUCUAUUCUGGUUCUAAGGCAAGUGUUCAUGGAGGAUUCUGGAGUAUUUAGUGUCAUAGCGGAGAAUAGAGGAGGUACGGCUAAAUGUAGCGCCAAUUUAGUGGUUCAAGAGAGAAGGAGACAAGGUAGAGGGGGAGUGAUCCCACCAAGCUUUAAUACCACAAUCCAAAGCGCGUCCCCGAAUGUCGGACAACUCGUGAGAUUCGAUGCCAGAAUCAAUGGCACCAAGCCUAUCGACGUCUACUGGCUCAAGAACGGAAAGAAAAUUACGUCCGAUAUACGCUACAAAACUCUCGAGGAAGACGACCUCUAUACGUUGUUGAUCAUUGAAGUCGCACCCGAAGACACUGGAAAGUACGAAUGCGUCGCUAUCAAUUCCGGCGGUGAAGCCAGAUGCGAAGCUGACUGUACCGUCGUUGCCCCGUCGGCGCCUCAGAAACCUUCAAAACCGACAACCCCGGGUUCAGAAAAGGCCCCGACUAUCGUGGAACCUUUAAAAGACCAGACCAUCAGAGAAGGACAGGCCGUAGCCUUUCGAUGCAAAAUCACCGGCAAACCGACACCUACAGUGAAAUGGAUGAAAGCUGACAAAAUCAUAAAACCGUCGAGGUACUUCCAGAUGAGCAAGGAAGGUGACUUUUGUACGUUGAGGAUAUCGGAGGCAUUCCCCGAAGACGAAGGUGUUUACAAAUGUGUUGCCGAGAAUCCCGCAGGCACCGUCACUGCGCAAGCUAAAUUGAUAGUGUUGGCACCGGAAUCGCAAGAAGUGGCUCCCUCUUUGACACCAAUGAGAGACGUCGUUGUACCCGAAGGAAGCCCCGCUCAAUUCAAGACUACCAUUUCGGGAAAACCCAAGCCAACAAUUCAGUGGUUAAGAGACGGCUUCCUUAUACCCGAGUCACCAGAUUUUCAGAUGAUCCAAGAAGGGAACAACGCCAUCUUGUUGAUAUCCACCACAUACGAAGAAGAUUCGGGCUUGUUCACCUGCAGGGCCACGUCUUCGGCUGGUCAAGUAGAACAGUCCGCCAAACUAAUCGUCAAAAGACGUCCUGGAACGUACAGAAAAUCUUCUUCCACCGAAAUCCCCCAGCAGGAUGAAUCUAGCGCAGCGUACAAACCGUUCGCGUCUGAUUCGGGUUCAGCGGUAAUGGGCAAAACCGCAAAAAAAUUAGUACCGGGUUCGAAAGGAGGUGGUCAACAACCCUCCGACGCGUUGGAGUUACCGAUAGGUGACGAAACGGUACCGUGGCGUCAAAAACGUGUACCAAAACUACCAGUGGAGGAACUACUUAAACCGUUACAGGCUCAACCGUGGACACAGGAACAGGUAAAACUGAAAAAGACCAAAGUCGAGAAGAAAGAGACGGUGCAAGAGAAAAUAGAAGAGGUAACACUUAAACCCACUAAACCCACAAAAAAGGAAACACCAAAAGAGUCGUUUGAAAAGGUCGACCUCAAACUGACCAGCUUAAAAACUCAAAUGCAAAACUUGGAAAGACAAGAAUUAGAAAAUAUCGAAUCACAAACCGUUGAGCGGUUGUCUCAAGUGGAAGAUAAGAUUUUGCUUUCUGUGGAUCAAUCGGAAAGAGAGAAAACGAAAAGAACUGCGGAAGCUCCACAGGCAAAAGACUGGCGACAACCAAAACCGAAAACGGCUGCUCAACUGCAUACGGAAGACACCACUUUAAUUUCAGUUAAAGAAACAGAACAAGAAGAAGUUGCGAGAACUAGUGAGACUAAAGGAUGGAGAAAACCAAAACCGAAAACGGCUGCUCAACUACAUACGGAAGAUACUACUUUAAUUUCAGUUAAACAAACAGAACAAGAACAAAUUGCGAGAACUAGCGACGAGACUAAAGGCUGGAGAAAACCAAAACCAAAAUCGGCUGCUGAACUACAUACGGAAGACACUACUUUAAUGUCGGUUAAAGAAGCAGAACAAAAACAAGUUGCGAAAACUAGUGACGAGACUAAAGGCUGGAGAAAACCAAAACCGAAAACGGCUGCUCAACUACAUAUGGAAGACACCACUUUAAUUUCAGUUAAAGAAACAGAACAAGAACAAGUUGCGAGAAAUAGUGACGAGACUAAAGGCUGGAGAAAACCAAAACCGAAAACGGCUGCUCAACUACAUACGGAAGACACCACUUUAAUUUCAGUUAAAGAAACAGAACAAGAACAUGUUGCGAAAACUAAUGAAGCGGCUAAAGACUGGCGUAAACCGCGAUCACCUCAAAAACCGGAUGAAAAAGACCAGUCCAGGGACACGUCUCAAACACCAACGCCAUGGACGCAAGAAAAAAUUAAUCUUAGAAAAGUAUCCAUCGAUAGGAGAGAAAUUCCCAAAGAAAAAACAGAAAGUGAAAAGGAUGAAGUAACGUUGGUAACUACAGAUGAGAAGAAAAUACAACCUACCAAUCAAAGGCCGAACACAGAAGAGGCCAAAGAGAAUGCGAGUGUUCCCAAGCAAAUUCCCAAAAAGGAAGAACCCGUGCCCUGGAACCGUCAAGAAAUCAAUUUGAAGAAAACUUUAAUUCAGAAAAAAGAAAUUCCUAAGGAGAGUGUUGAACAAGUUGCCCUAAAUCCGCUGGAAAAGGAAACUCCUGUCGCCGAUGUACAAAAACUAAAACCGCGGGAUAAAAUAACCAAAAUCGAAGAUAAAACGGAAAUUGCGGAAAAACCAUCGACCAAAGUAGCAUAUCAAGAAGUCAAAGAUAAAUCUAUAAUAGAUGCUAGUGAAAAAGAAGCAGUAACAACAAAGAUACCAAAACCCAAACCGGAAGAAACCAAACUCGAAAGUAAACCUUGGCGAAGAAUGAAGAAACAAGGGGUACCUGAAUCUACAUCAGAAGAAGUACAGCCAAAACAAAUUCCGCCCAAGCAGGAGUCAAAGCCGUGGAUAGAAGAACAAAUUGCAUUGAAAACAACGCCGGAACAAGAAAAAAAAUUACCAAAAGAAGAGGAGGUACUUGAAGAACAACCGCUGAAGGCAAUUCCUAGUCAACUGAUUGAAGAUAAAACUGGAGAACAACAAAAUAUUGUAGAACAUACAAAACUGGAACCCAAAUCAUGGAGGAAGAUUAGACAACCCAAAGAGGAAAUUUCAUCUCCAAAACUCGAACAUACUGCUGACCAACUAAACCAAAACAAACAAAAAGAUGAACCUAAACCCUGGAUAGAACAAACAGUUACUCUUAAACCAACUAGAAGAAAGGAAAAGGAAGUUCUUCGUGAGAAACUGGAAGAUGUUGUUUUGAAGCCCGUCCAUCCCAAAUCCGCUGAAACCGAUGUUAUAACUGAAUUACCUGAAGAAAUACAGUAUUCAUUUGUGACAGAAGAUGGCAUAGUUAAAAAGAAGACCAUUAAUAAAAAGACUUUCGUGAAAAGGCACGGAGAUAAAGAGGAAACUACCAGAAUUGUCACGUUUUCUGAAGAAGGUCAACAACCACAAAGCACCGUCGUUGUUGAAGAAGAAAAGAUACCUGUGGAUUUAGUUGACGAACCUAUUUAUGCUGUAUACGAACAGCCUGAGGAAGUUUUAGUAACAACAGUUGUCGAUCGAGCGGUUCCGAUAAAAGAAACCCAGAGAAGAAAAACCAUUGUAACUCAUAAAGGUAAUGUUAAAGAAGUUACCGAGAUUAUAUCCAAACAACGCGAAGGAACUAAACCUUUGACUACAGUAAAUAUUCGCGAAGAACCUCUACAAAAAGAAGAGCUCCCACAAGCAGAGUCCAAAUUAGAAGAAAUGCCAGUGAUAAUUCAAGAAACGGUGCUCACUGAUCGGGGAAGUACUAAAAAACAAACCAUAAAGAAACGUACACUUAAAAAGGUUAAAGAUGGGAAGGAAGAAUUAACACAACUUGUGACUGUACAAGAGGAUGACCGUAAGCCUGAAAUAACGGCUAUUAUAGAGGAACACACGAUUUCACAAGAAGCCGCAGGAGAUGAGCUCGAUUACCAAGUAAAGGAGCUACCUUUAGAAAUACAGAAGACGAGCGUAAUCGAAGAUGGUGUAAUGAAAGAAAAGGUUGUUGAAAAACGCGUUAUUCAAAAAAGAAAAGGCAGUAAACAAGAAACCUUCGAAAUUUGCACGGUACAGGAAGCUGGUAAAGAACCUCAAAGUGUUGUCAAUGUAACCCAAGAAGACGUUGAGCUAAGAAGGAAACCAAAGCGGAUACCCGAGAAAAAGGAAGAAAAUAUUCCUUGGACCGAACAGGUAAAACUUAAGAGUAAGCCGAUGAAAGUUAAAGAAACUUCGAAAGUUUCGAUUCAGGAACUUCCAGAAGAGAUCCAAAAGACUACGAUUAAAGACAAAAACGAAAUUAAGGAAAUAGUCAAACGGAAACGUGUAAUUAAGACAAGGAAGGGAUCGAAGGAAGAAACUGCGCAAAUUUUUACAGUUGAAGAAACAGGAAAAUCACCUGAAACGAGCAUUCUAAUAGAACAGCAUGAAUUGCCGAUUGAUGCAAUUGCCCAACCAAUAUACUCCGUGGAAGAACUACCAGAGGAAGUUUCACAGACAGUAGUGCAAGUGCAAGGACGACCUACCAAAAAGAUGGAAAGAAAGCGUGUGAUUAAAACCAUUAAAGACGGUAAACAAGAAAUUACGGAAAUAGUUACGACUCAGGAAGAAGGAAACGUACCCCAAACUUCUGUAACUGUUCGAGAAGUUCCCGAAGCGAUACAAGAAGAAAAGCAACCCACAUAUGUAGUAGAAGAACUACCGGUACAAAUUCAAGAGACUGUUGUUUUCGAUCGCGGAGUACCUAAAAAGCGAACCGAAAAGAAACGUACUUUAAAGAAAAAAAUAGAUGGAAAAGUGGAAACGACCGAAAUUUCGUUUAUUGAGGAAGCAGGAAAAGUCUCUGAAACAGCAGUUCAGAUCAGAGAAGAACCGGCUACUGAAGAAAUAUUUGAACAGCCCGUACUAGAAGAACUGCCGGAAGAAAUUCAAGAAGUUAAGUUCGUGGAAGGAGGAAUAGAAAAGAAAAAGGUUAUCAAGAAACGCGUUCUUAAAAACCGAAAAGGUUCAAAAGAAGAGACGAUUGAGAUUGUAAGCUCCGAAACCGAAGGGAAGAAACCGGAAGGAACAGUUAAAAUUACAGAGGAGGACGUCCCCCAAAAGAAACCCAAGAAAAAACUUGUGGAACCGGAAAAACCAACUUCGUGGCUGGAGCAGGUUCAACUAAAACGCGCACCUAAGCGAAGUAAAGAAGUAGUAGCCGAACCGCUUGAGGAAGUGCACUUAAAACCGCUAAAUAAAGCGGAAGUUAUUGAAGAACUUCCGGAGACAAUUAAAGAAACUCUUAUAAUGGAGAACGGUAAAACCAAAAAAUUGGUAACCAAAGAAAAAGUGCUUAAAAAGAGAAAAGGCGACAAAAUGGAAACUACUCAAAUUUUGACAAUACAAGAGGAAGGCAAACCUCCGCAAACUACGGUUACGACAGAAGAAGUUUCAGAAAGUAUUACUGCACCGAUUUACCUAGUGGAAGAACUUCCGGAGAAAAUAUUUGAAACUGUUGUUGUUGACCAUGGUGUAGAGAGAAAAAAGGUUGAAAAGAAACGAAGCAUUAGGACGAGAAAAGGCUCAAGUCAACAAGUAACGGAAAUUGUGACGAUAGAAAAGGAGGGUAGUCAACCUGAAACAGUGGUCAAUAUUAUUGAAACUGAUAUUCCAGACGAGAAACUUUUAGAACAACCCUUAUACACUGUUGAAGAACUACCUGUUGAAAUUAAAGAAACUGUAAUUAUUGAGCAAGGAGUUCCGAAAAAGAGAGUUGAAAGUAAACGAACAAUUAAAAAGAAGAAAGACGGAAAGGAAGAAGUUACCCAAAUUACUACGGUUGAGGAAGAGGGUAAAAAGCCGCAGACCACAGUGGUAACAGAAGAAAAAGUAGUCCCUGAUGAAAUUCCAAAAAUCGUCUCGCUCCAGGAACUCCCUGAGCAAGUGGAAGAAAGCAGAAUAGUAGAAAGUGGAGUCGAAAAGAAAAUUGUGAAGAAAAAGCGACUAAUCAAGAAGAGGCAAGGCUCAAAGGAACUCACCACUGAAAUUGUUACUAUCGAACAGGAAGGCAAACAACCAGAAACAACAUUAACUGAAAAGUUUGACACUAUUCCUGUUAAGCCUAGAUUAAGCAUAGUAGAAUUGCCAGAGGAAAUACAAGAAGUAGUGAUUAAAGACAAAGAUAAAACGCGAAAACAAAUUAUAAAAAAGAGAACAUUAAAAAGACGAAAAGAUGGAAAAGAAGAAACUACUAACAUACUUAUAACAGAAGAGGAAGGCAAAUCUCCUGAAACCGUGGUAAUAGUGGAAGAAGAGGUAAUCCCAGACGAAGUGCAGAAGAAACCCAUUUACGCCGUGGUCGAACUCCCAGAACAAAUUUUAGAAACUACAGUCUUAGAAAAAGGAGAACGGAAGAAAAAAGUUCAAAAAAUACGCAAAAUAAAAACUAAAAAGGGAAACAAGGAAGAAAUCGCUGAAAUCUUUACCACGCAGAUAGAAGGCAAGUCACCGGAGACAACAAUCUCCAUAAAGGAAGUCGAUGUGCUUCCUGAAGAAAUUCCUGAAGACGAAGUUGAGUACAUAGUAGAAGAGAUGCCCACGCAGAUUCAAGAAAUGACUGUCGUCGAAGCAGGGAAACCUAGAAAGGUAGUAGAGAAAAAGCGAACUCUCGUAAAAAGGAAAGACGACAAAGAAGUUAUAACUGAGCUUAUAACUGUAGAAGAAGAAGGCAAGUCACCGCAGACUUCAGUUAUCGUUCAUAGUGAAACGUCCUCUAAAGAACAACUCGUUCAGCAGCCGACCAUUGAAGAGUUACCAGAGGAUAUACGAGAGACUUCUGUAAUAGAAGAGGGAGAAAUAAAAAAGAGAAUCACUAGGAAGAGAGUAAUUAAAAAGAAAAAAGACGAUAAAGAUGAAACUAUAGAAAUUGUUACGGUUCAAGAAGAGGGUAAAGCGCCACAAACAACAGUCUCUGUUACAGAAGCUAAACAAAAGUCUCAGACCAAAGUAUUGGAGCAAAAGGACCAGACAGGGGAACAAGUGAAGCUUAAGCAUGUUGGUAGAAAGAAGGGCACUACGCAAGAUUUUACUGAAGAAGUAAAUCUCAAACCCAUCGCACGUGUUGCUCCAAAACUGACCGAGGAAAAAGUCCACAUUCAAGAGUUGCCGGAAGAAAUUAAAUCCACAGUUGUUGUUGAUAAAGGGGUGGUUAAGGCCAAAACUGUGAAGAAGAGAACUAUUAAAAAACGCAGUGGUGACAAGGAAGAAACUACUCAACUUAUAACAACAGAGGAGGAAGGAAAACCCUCGGAAACAACUAUAAUAGUGGAGAAAAGUAAUUUCCCAACAGAAUUAUUAUCUCAACCUAUAUAUAGCGUUGAAGAAUUACCAGAACAGAUUUACGAGACUACUGUAAUCGAUGAAGGUACUCCUAAAAAGAAAACGCUCAAAAAAAGAACACUAAAAACGAGAAAAGGCGACAGAGAAGAAAUAACACAAAUUGUCACUUCAGAAGUCGAAGGAAAACCAUUGGAAACCAUCGUAUCGGUUAAGGAACAAGUACCUACAGAACAACCGAGCGAAUCAGAAUAUACUGUGGUAGAAUUACCCACUGAAAUUCAAGAAACGGUAAUACUUGAUAAAGAUUUACCCAUUAAAAAAUUGCAAAAGAAACGUACCAUUAAAACACAACAAAAAGACGGUAAAGGUAAAACUACGGAAAUAAUUACUUUUGAAGAGGAAGGUAAAAAACCUGUAACAACAGUAAACGUGUAUGAAGAAGAAUUAUCAGAAGAUAUUUUACAGCAACCGGAUAUCAUGGAACUGCCGGAGGAAGUGCAAGAGACAGUAGUUGAAGGGCCGAUUCCGAAAAGGAAAGUAAUAAAGAGAAAAGGCUUCAAAUCUAAGACAGCCGGAAAAGAACAAAUAACUGAAAUAACUGUUCAGGAAGAGGACGGUAAGCAACCGGAAACAACUAUUAAAGUAACGGAACAAGUGGUGGAAGAACGGAAACCCAAAUCAAAGAAAAUUAUAUCUGAAAAGAAAAAGGAAAUUCCUUGGACAGAACAGGUUAAACUAAAACACCGCCCUAAAGCAAAUAAGGAGGAACUUGAAAUUGUAGAACUCCCAGAGUUAAUCCAAGAGACUACACUAUUAGAAAAUGGAGAAGUUAAAAAGAAGUUAAUUAAAAAGAGGGUGAUUAAAAAGCGCAAGGGCAGCAAGGAGGAAACCACCCAAAUUACAACCGUGGAAGAGGAGGGUAAAACACCCGAGACAAUAGUUUCUAUUGAAGAAAAAGAAAUUCCAGAAGAAACGCCAGCACAACCGAUAUAUACAGUUGAAGAACUCCCUGAACAACUUUAUGAAGAAACAAUUAUUGAAGAUGGAGUACCUAAAAAGAAAGUUUCUAAGACUAGGACGAUUAAGACGAGGAAUGCAGAAAAGCGUGAAAUUACUCAAAUAAUUACUACCCAGCAAGAAGGUAAAAAACCUGAAACCGAAAUUGUUAUACAUGAAGAAGUACAACCUGAAGAACUUCCAUUAGGCCCAGGGCACCCUGUCAAGGAACUACCUUUAGAAGUACUGGAAACUAUCGUUAUUGAGGAAGGAAUUCCUAAGCGAAAAAUACAAAAGAAGAGAACCCUGAAAAUUCCAAAAGGUGACAAAGAAGAAGUUUUGAAAAUAGUUACUCUAGAAGAGGAAGGACAAAAACCGCAAACUUCAAUUUCCACUCAUGAACAACCGACACAAGAAGAUUCCGAAGCUCCAAUACACAUUUCUGAAGAAAUUCCUGAAGAAGUUAGGGAAAAUAUCAUUGAAAAUAACGUUACUAAAAAUGUGAAAACUAAAAAGAAACUGAUUAAAAAAGUAAAAGGUGGCAAAGAAGAAGUCACAGAAAUUAGUACGAUUGAAAAAGAAGGAGAGAAACCUAUCACCAAAGUUACUGUAGAAGAAAGAAAAAUUCCACAGGAAAUAAUAUCCACAUCCAGACCCGAAAAUGAAAAGGUAUACAGAGUAGAAGAACUUCCUCUAGAAGUAAAAGAAACCACAAUAGUCGAUAGAGGAAUAGUUAAAAAGAAAAUAGAAAAAAGGAGAACAAUUAAAAAACGUAAAGGAAGCAAAGAGGAAACAACAUAUAUAGUAGUCACCGAAGAGGAAGGAAAGAAACCCGAAACAACUGUAACGAUAGAAGAAAAACCCACAACAGAAACCGAAGAAAACAUUUAUGUUGUACAGGAAAUGCCAGAGCAAAUAUCGGAAGCCACUGUUAUUGAAAAAGGAAUACCCAAAAAGAGAAUAACUAAAAAACGAAAAAUUAUUAAAAAGGAUGGAGACAAAAAAGAAACUACUGAAAUUGUGACAGUGGAACAAGAAGGUAAAUUGCCAACCACUACCGUUACGGUCACGCAAGGAAUUAGUGAAACUGAAAUAACUGAACCGGUCUAUACCUUAGAAGAAAUGCCGACAAUUGUUCAAGAAACGGUCGUAAUAAGUGAUAGAGGCCCUAAGAAAAGAACAGUAAAAACAAAAACAUUAAAAAGAAAGAACGGACGUAAUGAAGAAACAACCAAGAUUGUUACUGUAGAAGAGGAGGGUAGGAAACCAGAAACAACUGUUACUGUAUUUAUUGAUGAUCAAGAGAGCCCUACUGAAAAGACCACGAUGGAGGAACUUCCGGAAGAAAUUCAAGAAACCACAUUCACCGAUAAUGGCAUAACAAAACAGAGCAAAACUAAGAAAAGAGUUAUCAAGAAGAGAGACGGUAAAAAAGAAGAAACCACAGAAAUAGUGACAAUCGAAGAACCCGGCAAAAGACCAGAAAUCCACGUUACUGUGGAAUCUAAAGACGUUGAGAAGCCAGUAGGGUUAAUGCCUUGGACAGAUGAAAAGAUAAAACUUAAGCCUGUAAAGAAAUCUACUAAAGAAAUAAGAACUAAGAAAUUGGAAGAAAUGCAGCUAAAACCGUUGGAAAGAUCUGAACAACCCUCUUUUAAGGUGGAAGAACUGCCAUUGGAAAUAAAAGAAACCACAAUCGUAGACGGUGAUGCUGUCAAAAAGAGAAUCGAAAAGAAACGCGUAAUUAAAAAGCGCAGGGGCGAUAAAGAAGAAACUACGCGAAUACUAAUAGUAGAAGAAGAAGGGAAAGGUCCUGAAACUUUCGUCACAAUUGAAGAAGCGCCAAUUAUGGAUGAACGUAGACCAUGUUAUAUAGUCCAAGAAUUACCAGAGGAAAUAACUGAAACCGAAAUUCUAGAAAGGGGGGUCCCGAAGAAAAAAUUAACUAAAAAAAGAAAAAUUGUUAAGAAUGAUGGCGAAAAAAGAGAAGUUACCGAAAUUACAACGAUUGAAAAAGAGGGCGAAAAGCCAGUAACUGUAGUUGAGAUUAAGGAAGAAAGAGCUCCGAAAGAAAUUGUUGAAGUUGUUCAACCUGAAUAUACAAUACAAGAAUUACCAAUAAAAGUAGAGGAAACCAUUGUCUUCGAGCACGGCGUCCCUAGGAAGAAAACAAUAAAAAAGAAGACGUUAAAAAAACAAAAAGGAGAUCGUGAGGAAACAACAGAAAUUAUCACGGUACAGGAAGAAGGCAAAAGACCGGAAACAACUGUUAGCGUUGUCGAAAAAGAAAUACCCGAAGAAGUUACAAUCGUACCGGUAGUUGAAGAAUUGCCGGAGGAAAUUGAAGAGUCGUUAAUCACAGAACAAGGAACUACGCGAAGAAAAAUUGUCAAACGAAGAAAAAUCAAGAAACAACAAGGGGAUAAAGAAGAAACAACGCAAAUUGUUACAGUUGAAGAACAAGGCAAACAACCUCAAUUAUUUGUUUCCGUAGAAACAAAAGAUGCAAAUGUACCCGAACAAACCCAACCCACAGAGGAAGAACCUACAUUCAAAGUUGACGAACUGCCUGUAGAAAUAAAAGAAACUACUACAAUAGAUAAAGGGAUGGUUAAAAAAUCAAUCGAGAAGAAACGAACAAUUAAGAAGCAGAAAGGACACAAGGUAGAAACCACAAAAAUAGUUACAAGAGAGGAAGAAGGGAAAACUCCAGAGACAGUGGUCACUGUGGAAGAGGAGAGAAUACCAGAGCUAGCAGAAUCUGUUUAUAUUGUACAGGAACUACCUGAAAACAUAGUAGAAUCCACAGUUUUUGAAGGCGGAAAGGAAAAGAAACAAAUAUCCAAAAAGAGAACGAUAAUUAAACGAGAAGGCGACAAGAAAGAAACAACCGAAAUUAUAACUGUAAAGAAAGGUGACGAAAAGCCGAUAACUACCAUAACAGUUAAGAAAGAAACAUCUUCUUCGGAUAUGGAAUUAAUUGAACCUCAAUAUAAAAUACAGGAGUUACCCGUUAUUGUACAAGAAACAGUUAUCAUAGAUAAUGGGGUACCGAAGAAGAAGACAAUUAAGCGAAAAAGUCUUAAGAAAAAGAAAGGCAAUGUGGAAGAAGUAACGGAAAUUGUGACAGUGGAAGAGGACGGUAAAAAGCCUGAUACGACAGUCACGGUAACGGAGACAGAAUUAUCUGACCAGGAACCCACUACAACCGCAGAAUUUCCCGAAGAAAUUCAGGAAUCAACCAUUGUCGAAAAAGGCAUUGAAAAGCGUCAAAUAGUUAAGAAACGGAAAAUUUUAAAGAAAGAAGGGGGAAAAGAAGAAACUACGGAAAUAGUUACCAUUGAGCAACAAGAUAGACAACCUGAAAUUCAAGUAAGGACCGAAAUUAAAGAAUUAAAAACUCCAAUUGAAGCAAUACCUUGGACGCAAGAACAGAUACUUCUUAAACCAGUUAAAGUAAAGAAAGAGAAAUUAAAAGAACAAAAACCAGAAGAAAUAAAACUCAAACCGUACGACAAAGGAGAAGAAGAAAAUAUUUAUAAAUUAGAUGAGCUCCCAGUAGAAGUUAAAGAAACGACUAUAAUUGAUCAAGGAGUUGUUACAAAGAAAGUUCAGAAAAAACGAACAAUUAAGAAACAGAAAGGCGAUAAACAGGAAAUUACACAAAUAGUAACAGUCGAAGAAGAGGGUAAACAUCCAGAAACAUUUGUAACAGUGGAGGAAGAAACGAUCGGUCCACAAUCGGGGCCCACUUACAUCGUCGAAGAACUACCGGAACAAGUAACGGAAACAACAGUUUUUGAUAAAGGAGUACCAAAAAGGAAAAUUACUAAAAAGAGAAAAAUUCUUAAAAGAGACGGCGACAAAAAGGAGACCACCGAAAUUACAACGGUUGAAAAGGAAGGUGAAAUGCCAGUCACCACAGUCGAUGUAAGAAACGAAACUACUGCUGACGAUGAAAUACAAGAACCGGAGUUUAUCAUAGAAGAGAUGCCUGUCACUAUUCGAGAAACGGUAGUAAUUGAUCAGGGCAUACCGAAAAAAGAAACUGUUAAAAAGAAGAUAUUAAAGAAGAAAAAAGCCGGGAAAGAAGAAAUAACCGAAAUAGUUACUAUUGAAGAACAAGGAAAACAGCCUCUGACAACAGUUAGAGUUUAUGAAAAUGAUCAGCCCAAAGAAGAGUUGUUUAAACCUGUGGUGGAGGAAUUGCCAGAAGAGAUUGAAGAAUCGACGAUUACUGAUAGGGGAGUUACAAAACGACGCGUAGUUAAGAAAAGGACAAUCAAACGAAAAGAAGGAGAUAAAGAAGACCUUACCCAAAUAGUUACCGUACAAGAUGAAGGAAAACAACCUGAGAGUCAAGUAAUCACACAAAUAAAAGAAGUUCCGCGGACCGAAGAAAAAACCAAAAAAGCAAAGAAAACUAAGAAAGAGAAAAGAGACGAAGAUAUAUUAGAUUCUGAUGAAACUAAGGAAACAAUUUACAAAGUAGAAGAGCUACCGAUCGAAAUUAAAGAGACAACGGUCAUUGACCAAGGGGUGGUUAAGAAAAAAAUCCAAAAGAAAAGAACAAUUAAAAAACAAAAAGGAGACAAACAGGAAAUCACACAUAUUGUCACUAUAGAAGAAGAAGGAAAAAGGCCGGAAGUGACGGUUACUGUAGAAGAAAGCACUAUUAGUCCAACUGAAAGUCCUCUAUACAUCGUUGAGGAAUUUCCAGAAGAAGUCUCAGAAACCACCGUCAUCGAUAAAGGAGUUCCAAAGAAAAAGAUAGUAAAGAAAAAGAGAAUUGUUAAGAGAGAUGGCGAUAAGAAAGAAAUUACGGAAAUUAGAAUAGAAGAAAAUGAAGGCGAUAAACCUAUUACAAGCAUCGAGGUCACCGUAGAAAGAGCAGAUAAAAGCAUUUCAGAGGAAUUACCUGAGUAUCUAGUUGAAGAAUUACCAAUUGAAGUAUUUGAGACUGUGGUCGUCGACAACGGAGUGGCCAAGAAGAAAGUUCUAAAGAAACAAAAAUUAAAGAAGAGAAAGGGAGACAGAGACGAAAUAACAGAAAUUGUUACGGUCGAGGAAGACGACAAAAAGCCAGAAACCACUGUUACUAUCUUUGAUCAAGUUAUAGAUCAGACCGAAGAAAAGGCUAUAAUAGAGGAAAUGCCAGAAGAAGUAAAAGAAGUAAUUGUCACUGAAAAGGGAAUACCCCGGAAACAAGUAAUUAAAAAAAGGAAAAUUAAAAAGAGGGAGGGAGAUAAAGAAGAAACUACUGAGAUCGUAACAGUUGAAGAAGAAGGAAAGCAACCUGAGACAACUGUCACCAUUGAUAUAACUAAAGAAGCUUCAGCCAAAAAACCUAAAACUAAAACUAAGAAAGUUAAACCCGAAAAAAUUGGGAAACCAGAAGAAGAGGUUAUUGUCGAGACGGUGACGGAAGUAGAAGAUACAAUUGUACUUAAAGGUGAUGAAACGAAACCACAGAAAAUGAAAGUGAAGAGAGUUAUUAUCUCGCAACAAGAAAAAAUACCAGAAAUCAAACAACUUAAACAUGUUGAACGUCCAGAGAAACCACAAAAAGCUGAGGUAGAUGAACACCUAUUCCCGGAACUAGUCAAGCUAAAACCUGUCGCUAGACAAGAGCAACCCGAAGAACCUGAAGAUCUGAAAAAAGUUAUUUUAAAAUCAGUUUCACGACCAGAUCUUAUAGAAGCUGUUGUAAUCGAACCGAAGCAGAAGAAAAUCAAAAAGCGAAAGUCGAUUGACUUACCAGAAAUUGAAGAUCUAGAGAGAUAUGUCCCUGAAGUAGCUAAGGAUAUGAAAUUAGAGGAAAAUCCGAAAGAAAAAGAGACAGAACAAUCAGUCCCUUGGCGCAGGCAAAGUAAACCCAAACCAGAAAUACCUGCAGAAGAAUUCCCUGGUUUGAAAAUUGGCAAAGGAAAAAUACCCGAACAAAAAGACGAAAAGGAACAAAUUAAACUUAAACCUAUUGAAUUGGAGUCGCAAGACAACAUCGCGCCGUCUGAAAGAUCGAAACCAAUUAAACUUUCUGAUGGAGAAUUUAAACCUAAAGAUUUUGAGAAGGAAACAGCCGACUUAGGACCGAUUGAAAAACCUACGAAACCAAUACCUGAGCAAGAGACGGUCGUUCAACUCAAACCCACGGACAUUGAAGAGAAGGAAAUUAAACCGGGAGAGAGUGCACCAUGGCGGCGUAAACCAAAGAAGAAAAUCGAAGAAGUACCUGAAACCAAAGAAUGGCCCCGCGGGAAAAGAAAGCCACUACCCGAAGAAGAAAAGGAUGAGAUUAAACUAAAGCCGUUUGUUAAAGAACGUCCAGAGGAACCGGAAUAUAAAGUAACGGUUGAAGAUGUGCCCGUCAGUAAAGCUUACGAAAUUCCUGAAAAGGAGGUCGACGAUAAAUUAAAACUUGAACCCAUGGCGAAAAAAGCAAUCCCCGAAGAUAAUCAAAGUAAGAAGCGCGUCAAAAAAAUAAAGAAACUCAACGAGCAAGAACUUGUGCCGACCAAAUUGCAAGACAUUGAGCAGCCGUUGAAAACAAGCGACACUGAAAAGUCAGAGGCUUCCAUUACGCUAGUUGAAAAGAAAGAACUCAAUGAUGUAGAGAAUGCAGAAACAGUCCCAGAGGAAGAUCAGACAGAAUUCCGUAAAGAUAUUGAUGUGCAGAUCGUUUCUAAAAAAGUGCGAAAGGAACAGAAACGAAUUGUUUCUUUUGAAGACAACCAACCUUUACCAGAACUUGAAAUUAUCUCUCAAAAACGAACGACUGAGGUAACUGACAAAAUACCGGAUGAGACUCUGACGGAACAAACCGGAAUACAUGAGGAGACCACAGUUCAGUCUUCAGUCGUUCAAAAAACUAUCGGCAAAAGAAUUAAAGCUAAAACUGUUGCACCUAAGUUUGUGAAACGAGUUGAGCCUGUGGUAGCAGAGGAAGGUAAUCCGACGCGACUGGUCUGUAAAGUUGAGGGAACUCCUUUCCCGGAAAUAACUUGGUACAAAAAUCAUGACGUGUUCUAUCCUACUGAACGCGUUUUCGUUAACAUUGUCGAAGGAACUGUUACUCUUGAGUUUGCCGAGGUGAACCCACAAGAUGUCGCCGUGUAUUCGUGCAAGGCUACAAAUUCUGCCGGGGUGGCAACAUCGACUGCCAACCUCGUUAUACUAGAAAAAGAAGAUACGGGUACCGCGCCGCAUUUUACACAACCUCUAAAACCAAAGAUAGUGGAAGAAAAAUCGACUGCUAUUCUAGAAGCCACAGUUGUCGGACAGCCAACUCCCAUCAUUAAAUGGUUCAAGGAAAACGCCGAACUUACGCCAAGUGCAAAGAACAUAAUCACAUUUAAUACGGAAACGGGACUGACGACUCUUCAAAUCGAAAAUCCAACGGAGGACGACGAAAAAAUAUAUAAGGUCGUGGCAGAAAACAAAUUCGGUACUGCCCAGUGCAGGGCAAAUUUGGUAAUAAGCAAAUCUCUGGAUGUCAUUCAGCCCAUAGUGAUGCACGCACCUAAAAUCGUUAAACCUAUUAAGGCGGUCGUAGCUAAACCUAACGAGGAAAUUUUGCUCGAAGCUGAAGUUGAAGGAAUCCCGAAACCGGAAAUCGUGUGGCUUAGGAACGGCAAGGAAAUAAAACCCGAUGACAAAAUCCAAAUAAUAGAAAGUGACAAAAAGACGAUUCUGAAAAUUAAAAGGACGGUGGAUAAGAAAAAGAAAGCUGGAAAAUACGAGGUGCGGGCCACGAAUCCGAAGGGGGAAGCCAAGUCUACAAGCACCGUGGUUAUUACCGAAGAGAUAGACGAAGCGAAGCCGCCGAGAUUCAUCCAACCCAUUAAGCCACAAAUUAUACAAGAAGGAGAAGUAGUAAUUAUGGAGACCACGGUUGAAGCUUACCCAACGGCAACGUUCCAAUGGUACAUAAACCAAAUGCCCGUGACCUCAAACCCAGAUGUGAGAAUAGUUAGCGACAACAAUAAAUCUACUUUGAUAAUAAGUGAAGUGACUCCAGAAUUUGGUGGUCCCAUAACAUGUAGGGCGGAAAACGUAGCUGGAUCUGUCACGCACACGGCCAACCUCAAUGUCGUUAAAGAAACCAAAUGGGAGGAAACCCAGGAAAUUGAAUACCCACGAUUUGUCAAACCAAUAACGCCCGUUAGCGUAAUGGACGGCGAUAAAGUUUCAUUCACGUGCGUGGUUGUAGGUAAACCGACACCAAAAGUUCAGUGGUUCUACAAUGACUUGCCAAUAAAAGAAGCCAAAGAUAUCGUCAUUUCCCAAGAUUCCCAAGGUAUCUGCACCUUAGCCAUCCAGGAAGUAUUCCCAGAACAUGCGGGAGAAUACACUUGCAAAGCGUCUAAUAGGGUUGGAGAAGCGGUGUGCAAGACGUCUUUGAUUGUCGAAUCUUACGAAUACGUUCCGGAUUCCGAGUUAGCACAAAUGACGGGAUCUGAAGAUGACUUACUGGAUGACAAGACACUAAACAGUGAAGAGCAUAACCUGUCUGAUACCGAAAUCGAAUUUGCUCCAAGGAUUACCAAGAAACUGCCAGAGUUAAUCACUAGUAAAGACGGAGAUGUUACUAGAUUGGAAGUGAAAGCGGUUGGUAAACCAACACCCAAAGGUCGGUGGAUAAUCAACGGGCAGGAAAUCAAGCCGUCGAAAGAAUUCGUUAUCGAAAACCUGGAAGACGGUACGUCCGUGCUUACAAUUCCCGAAGUAUAUCCCGACGACACCGGAGAUAUAGUAUUUGAAGCCUACAGCCCAUUGGGUGUGGCUACCACCACCACCCACCUACUUGUAGAAUCGGUAGAAGGCGUCGUCGGAACAAAACUUUACCGCAAACCGGAAUGGGUAACGCACAUGGAAGAACUGUCGGAGGCUCUAAAAGCCGUAAAGAGUCCCCCAACGUUCGUAAAAGAAAUCACAGACGUCCGAACCACCGAAGCUGAAACCGUCAAAUUUGAGUGCCUGUUCGCUGGAACACCUUUGCCAGAUAUUAUCUGGUACCACAACGGUAAAAUUCUGCGCAAUACCAACAAAGUCAAAAUCCGUAUCGAAGACAACAAAACUCUGUGCACCAUAACCGACGUUGACAAAGAGCACGUGGGAACGUACCUGUGCAAGGCUGUGAGCGACGUCGGAGAAGCAGUGACCAAAGCCCAACUCUACGUUCAAGAAAUCCCCGAGCACAAGAAACAAGAGAUCCUCAUCCGCAAGGCCAAGGAGGAAGAAGAACGCAUCAAGAAAGAACGCGUUACAAUAGAACAAAAGAAGAAAGUACGCAAGAUUAAGAGGGCGUCAGCAACCACAGAAGAGGAAACUAAACCGGUAGGCAUUUCGGAAGUACAACCGAUCGAACGUACCGAAGAAAUAGAUGUUACUCCUGCUGAAGAACAAAAGGCCAAACCGAUUCUCGAUAUUCAAGAACCGCUUAAAACUGAAGCGAUCGCUUCGUGUAAGAAGAUCGACGAAAAGGAAAAAGAGGAUUUGCCUCAGGAAAUCGUCCAGGUGAAACUCUCACCUACCGAGCCGAUGUAUAUCGAUCAAAUUCUCGCUGAAGAAAUCAUUAAAGACAUCGAGAAAAUUUUACCGGAUACCGGCAAAGCUAAACCCCGAACCCAAGAGGGAGUUACCGAAGUGGCGGACAUUACGGAAGUGAAACUCGAGCAAAUUAUAGAACGUUGUGAAAAAAUUAUCCGCAAAAGCGAGCUCAAGAUGGCAAAGGAAGUGACAGAGAUGCUCGAUUUUAUAAAUGCCAAGGAAUUUGGACCAGGUCAAGCACCGUUACGGGAAAUCGCGGAAAUUGUUUACCUGAUCAAAAACGGAAUCACCGUUAAGGAAGUGACGGUAUUAUACGACGAGGACAAGUUUCCGUCUCUGAAAUCGCCUGAAGUUCAAUCAGCAAUGGUCAACGUGGUUGAGAGGAAAGGUCAUGGAGCCUUGAUCACGGAGGUUCUAACCGAAGAAACCACAAUCGAUGAAGCUCAACUAGCCGCUACCGUCGGUUUCAGAGCGUUCAUGAAAAUGGUCGACGCCAACUACAUAACCGUAGAAGAAGUCCUCAUCAAUUUUACCCCUGAAGACUUCAUCCAAAGAGCUUGGGAGGCUACUGAAAUAACAGAGACGACCUCAAAGACUGAAACUGCAAAGGCGACUAUCAGCGAACAAGUAGAGGUGCACGAGGAUACGACAAAAAUCGUCAAGAGAAAAAUUAAAAAGAAGGGCGACCUGGAAGAAUCUGUCAAAGUCGAGGAAACCAUCGAAACUACCACGAAGGGCGACAAAACCACACAACCGAAAAAACACUCCGUGGACAUCACAGAAAUCACUGAAACAGUGAAGGAACAAGGAAGUGACGUCGAAAUUGAAAUAGAGACGGAAAAAGAGGUUAAGGUCACGAAAACAAUUAAGGCUAGAAAGCCUAAUGUGGGGGAAUAUCUUUUCGACGAGGAAAAUGUGGGCGACGUACCAGAACUUGAAACUAAUUUCCAAUCACAAGUGCCACUGAACGUACCUAUGUUAUCAUCUGAAGCCACGUCCGCAGACGAAGUAGCUCAAAUUGAAAGAGGCACUAAAUCUGAACUAGCAACGGUAGACGUCGUGCCGCUUGCAGCAAUUUCUCAAGAACAGCCCUUGAUAAACGAGAAAGAAGAACUUCAAAGACAGGAUAGUUUAGUCACAAACACAGCAACCAAAUCAGUUGAAGAACUGAAAGCACUGCAAAUAUUGCAAACCAACGUUGAAAACAUCCCAAGUCAGUUUGAUUCUACUUUUAGACCAACUAGUUACAACGCCUCUCAAAAUGUAGUUCCUAAAGAGGGACUCACGAUUGAAGAAACCAUUACCAACGAUACUCCUUCCCAAUUUCAAUUGCAACAACCAAUGAGAGAAACGGCGUAUGUGGAACUUCUUCCACAAGAGGCAAAGAACAUCAGCGAAGUUCAAUAUUCUGACAAAGAAACAAUUCUUGAAGAUUUUAGAACCGAAGUAAAGAAACCCUUAACCAUACAAACAUCGGGACAGUAUUCAGAAGCUAUUUCCACAAGCCAAGUAGCUGAAAUAAAUGAAGAUUUUAAAACAAUAAAUGCUGAAACCAAUGUAAUUCCACAUUCGGCUCUGAUUCAGGAACAGACCGAUAUCCAAGAACAAGAGACUGACCAAAGACCAUUCUCCACUGUCGUUUCGCAUGCACAAAAAACAAUUGACUCCGUAGAAGCUUACGAAAUCACGGAACAAAACGUUCAAAAUCAGACGGCGAUAUUUGAUAAAACAUUUGCUCCAUCAUUAUCCACAGCCCAACCAAAUAUUGUAUCAUCCGAGGGUAUUUUUGUACAGGAAAUCAAUUUAGGUGAUGUGCCGUCUGGCCUAGAACAAGACGAGAAAGUCGAAGGUAACGCUUCGAUUUUAAUAACGCCACAAGAGGCUAAAUAUAUUUCCGAAGUUGAAGUCUCAGACAAAGAGCGUCAUUUGGACGAAUUUUCGGCACCCAAAGGAGUACAGGCAAAUGACUCGUUCGUUCCAAAUGAAAGUAUUAAUGUGGAGGAGGUACAACAGGCGUUGUCCGAAGAGAAAUUUGAUUCCACCAAGCCAACAACUGCUAAACCAAAAAUUAAUAUUGAUUCUAAAGAAGGACUGAUAGUCGAAGAAGUGUUAACCGGAGAUAAACCUGGAAAAUACCUUCCUCAGGCAUUCGUUCCCACAGAAGUGGCCACCAAAAACAUUAUAACUCAAAAAUCACUUGCUCAGACCGAAAUUCAAGCUUCGGAACUAGAAGGAGACUACACCCCCGGAAAUUUGCCUCCGUCCCAGAUUGCCAAGCUAGAUGUGUCCGCUGGCGAGAGUAUUAUGGUUAGCGAAACCCAGGCUCAAGAAAAAGAACGUCUGUUCGAAAAAGCCCUGAGCCCUGAAAGAGGUCUAGCGUCGGAAGACCUAAUUCUAUCGGAAGGAAUCACGAUUAGCCUCACCGACACCCAACAACCCCAAAAUGAAUUAAAUGCAGAGGAAAAGGAAAAACACACUGCGAUUGUCAGUUUACUGACAAAAGAAAGUGUUCAAACCGAAACGAUAAUUGCUGGAGAAUCUGAAGAUAAAUACGAACAUAAACCUAUGAGCUCAAAAACUGCUCAAACCACAUUCAACUGUCUAGAAAUAGGCGGUCAAAUGCUGGUUACAGUUCAAGACUCGGAGAAUGUUCUCCCUGAAAAUGAAAAGCCAACACAGGUUUUGGCGAAGAUGGGAGUUUUUCCCAAUGAGGGAUUAAUCAUUGAAAACGUUGAAACAGGCGACGUACCUUCAGAUUUUGUAGAGCAACCGAAAUUUAAAACCGAUUCAGCAACCGCCGAUCUGCAAACGCAAAAAUAUAUGAACGUAAAUGAAGUUCUUGCAGCUGAAACUGAAAGCGGCUACACACCCGCACAACAAGAGCACGUAAACAUCGAGUCCUCACUUACGAGAACCGAGGAACAGAUUGAGGUGAGCGAAUCUCACUUGAUGGAAAGCGAGAAACAAUUAGUUGAUUUUGAACUGCCGGAAUCGUAUAAAGGCAAAACGGUUUCUUCACACUUAUUGCCUACGGGACUUACCGAGGAAAUCACUCCAGAACACGGAGUAGGGCCUCUAUCGCAAGCACCAUUCGAAGAGGGUAAAGCCGACGUAAAUCAAUCAGUACAUACGGAAACUAUCAUAAGUGAAGCCGAAAUAGGAGAGCCAUUUAGAAACAUAGACCUUGAAAGCCCUAAUUUAAAAGAAGCCGCUUCGGCCAUGAUCCCGCAGGAAGCAAUAAAUGUAACCGAAACAACAGUAGAAGAUAAGGAAAAAUCAUACGUACCUACGGAUACGCCGGCUUACCAACAAGCUAAAGUUGAUAUCGAUUCAAGCCAAGUGGCGAGCCAGGCGAUAAUUCAAGCCAACUAUGGAACAGACCAAUUAUCGAUCGAGACUCCCACUACUGUUCAAGCCAAUUCUGAACAAUCUACUUUGGAAACUGUUCAAGUUACCGAAUACGAAACAGGCGAGAAAGAGAAACAAUACUCCGCUGAUAAACCGGAAGAGAAGAUAGCCGCCAUCGAAUUGAGUGAAGGUUUGUCUGGCCACAACGUAACACAGAUUUUAUACAACGAAAAGGAAGACGAAUAUAUACCAGGCAUAGGACCUUCGUCUGGUUUCGCACAACCUGGCAUUACGACCCAAGAGGUGAUAGUUCACUCAGAAACCGAGACAGUGACUCACGCCGAUAACAUAGUGGAGGAAGAGUUGAUAACGGGUAAGGCGAAAAAAUACGCGAAACCAUUUACGGAACUUAUAGUAACCGAAACAAACGUAACGGAUGUGGAAAAAAAUCUACCUGCAGAUAUUCAUCCUUACUCGAAACAAGCAAACGUGGACGUUUUACCGGACCAAGCACUGUCUGUAACGGAAACCGUAGGCGACUACAAAGAAGGAGCGUUACCGAUUGUUGAAACAGAGCUGUCAACGGCAGAUAUUAACGUGUUAGAGCAACAAGUUGCUCUAAAAGAACAAAUAAUAGCGGAGACGCUACCAGGCGAAUAUAGGAGAAUGUCUCCCGAAAAGCAAUUGGCGCAUAUGCAGCGAGAUAUAUCCGUUCCUCUAUCACAAUUAGAGAUCACGCUAGGGGAAAAAGAGGACGAGAAAACGCAGGAUGUUAUUCCAGAUGCUAAAAAUGCAGGUGUAGUGUUCACUGAAGCCACUUACGUAAACGUUAUGGAAAUAACGUCAGAGGACAAAGAAGGCGACUUACCCAAAGCCGAAGUGCCCAAUAGUGCGACGAGCGAGUCGUCGAUAGCCAGUCACAUGUUAGCAGUAACACAAGAAACUCAACCCGAGGAUUCGGUAAAUAAAUUUGAAAAAGAAACCGACCGUACUGAAAAAGCGAAAGUAGAACAUUCGCUUCUGGACAUGGUAGUCACAACUGAAUCAGUGGCAGCCGAAACGGAAGCGAAACUUGAAAUCGAGAAGAGGGAUGCUAAAAAUGCGUACCCCGAAUUUGAAGAAGCUGAACCUGUGUUAGUGAGUUUCGUAACGCCGGAAAUUAAAGAAAAAGAAUUGGACCGCGAUAAGUUAGAUGUCACUCAAGCAGACAGCAGCAUUUCACCGAUACACACUUUAGAAAUUGGGGAAAUCGUGGCCAAUGAAACUUUAACUGACUUCGAUAGUUCACGGCCUACAGAAAUAAUUGCUCAAAAAACCCAAAAUCAGUAUCAAUGUCUUAUAAACACCGAAGCCUUUCUAGGUGAAUGUGAGUCUUCCUUUAAGGGAGAUCAAACUGCGCCAGAACGACAAGCUACAGCCGAGUAUGACACCAUUGAAGCAAUUCAAACCGCCCAAACCUUACACUCCGAAAAAGAAAGUGAUUACUUACCGACUACUGUGGAGACGCAGUCGGCCGUUACAUCAGUGGAUGUCCAGCCAGUGGCGGAAACUAAAGAGGUAAUCUCGCAAGACUUCGUCACCGAAGUGAAAGAUGAAAAACCGUUAGAAGCUGCGGCCAACGUUGAACAGUCGCUCUUGGAAAGCAUAAUUCAAAGUGAAUCUCUUGCUCAAGAUAGCGAAUCUUACUUUGAUAAAUUUGAGUAUAAGACGACAAACGCUGACCAGAGCUUUAUAGAAGAUAAAGGCCUCACGAUAAGCGAAAUUAUCAGUCACGAGAUGGAAUCUAUGAUCGAAAUUCAGGAAACACCGUCGACUAAACAAGCCGACGUAGACGUUCACGCUCACGUCGUCCCAGUAAACGCAGAAGUAAACGUCAACGAGUUAUAUGACAGACUUUGGACUUCGCUGCCGGUAAGUGUACCCGCGGUACCGGAAAUUGAAGCUUUAGGAGCGGCAACUAAAACCGAAAUAAUCGCAACAGAAACGGAAACUAUCGGAAGCGACUUUAAAAAGCCUGAAUCGCAAAACGUAGACGUUACUAUUACUGAAGAUCAAAGCGUUGUCGUGGAAUCCGUAAUAACACAAGACAGCGAAACCGAAUUGAUUACGCAACCACAAGCUGAUGCCCGAGCAAUAAAAACUAUUACCGAAGCCGGAAAAGUUGUGUCUAAGAGUGAAAUCGAAGCCAAUGUAACUGCGCAAGAUCUAGAAAUCGUUAAGCCAUCAGAAGCAACGGCAUCCGACUCUACAAUACCGUUCGACGCCGUCAUUCAAACUCAACAAGUGUCGAUAGAAAAAGAAUCCGAGUUUGAGAAAACACAGGCGCAUUUAUCAUCAUCGGCUACGAUCAACGUUCAACCGAGGGAGGGAAUAUCUACGACGGAGACAGUUCUUGCACAAAAAGAAACCGACUUAUUGGAAUUUAAAGUCCCCGAAAGCAAGAGCGCCGUCCAUUCGAGAUAUAUUUCAGGAAAAGUAGCGGAAACAAACGUUACGGAGGUGUCGGAAAAUCCCGAUUUUCUAAAAACUAAGGUUCCCGAAUCAUGGACUGCAAUAGCAACCGAUGAAUCAGUAAGCGGUGUCAUCGUAACCGAAAGUAUGAUUCAUGAAAAGGAAAGCGAUUUUACCGGUAAAUUCCAACCCGAAACUACGAAGGUUGAGGUUUCCUUAGAAACGGGGAAAAAGGCAGUCACGAUUAACGAACUCAUUCCUGAUUAUAAGGAGGGCCUUAUGAAUAACUUCGACACCCCAAAAAAACAACAAGCUGGAGUAAACUUAGAUUCGGUUUGCGUACCCGAAUCGCAAGAAGUCAUCCCAAAUGAAUCAGUAAAAGACACGAGUGUAAACAUUCCCGAUGUGGCAAACGCAUUUAUAGAACAAGCGCCGAUACAAGAACUCGUUCACAGUAUACCAGAAGUUCGGGAGAAAGAAGGGGUCUUCGACAAAUCGCUCCCUAUGGAUAAAAAACUUGCCUCGAUCGGAGUGGAAGAAGGUCAAUCAAUAUACGUCGAUGAAAUUGUUUUGGCCGAGAGCGAAUCAACCAUGGAGCUUUCGAAACAAAUAUUUACCAAUGCUGAAAAAUCCGUAACUGGUGUUUUAACUGCUGAAGUGACUGAAGUUAUUUCGUCAAUGCAGCCGGAGGGAUUGAAAUCGAAAACGCCUAUACCUGCCAUUGCGAAUAGAGAACAAGACACGCUUAUCAGUUUAACUCAGACGGAACAAACGAUUAUUGAGUCACCAAAUGAAUAUGAGAGCAUCGUGAGUCCAGAAACGAAAAAGGCCGAACGUACCAUUGAUACCGUGGGAGGAAUUAAUGUUGCGGAAGUGCUAGCCAGUUUUGCACCAAGCGACUUGACAAUAGAAAAAGGGAAAAUGGAAGAAGCCUCAUCGGUAGUGGAUUGCAUGAAAACAGCACAACAGUCUCUAGUAAUAACGUCCGACAAUGUUGACGAAUUCAAAGAUGAAACAAAACAGCCUGUUCAAAUUAACGUAGUAAAAGAUUCCAUGGACGCAUUAAUUCUUUCCGAAAAUAUUGUACAGGAAUCUGAAAAUAUUCUAGGAGAGAAACCAAAGCCGGAAACCAAGACAGCUGAAAGUAUAUAUGACCAAGUCAAAAGUUUGAAUAUAUCCGAAGUAAUCGUCCAAGAAAAGGAGAAUCCAUUAGCAGAAGAAAAACCGGAAGGACAAUUCUCCUCUACGAAUAUUCAACCCCUACAAGCCGCCUCCCAAGCAGCAGUGUUAGUACAGGAAAAUACAGACAAUCUUCCACACGAGAAAGCAAAAGAAGAAUCGGCUGAUAUUAUUCAAACAGAAUUGAAGAGUGUGAUCGUUGCGACUCAAGAGAUUCACGAAAAGGAAAAACCGUUUUCAGAUCAGAAAACGAAUUCGAAACGAGCGAGUAUCUCACUUACAGAACAACUAUCGAUGAGCGUAAUCGAAACCCUAGCCAGCGAACAAGAAAAAGGACUCCUAAAACAAGAACCAGUUUAUGCAACCGCUGAUAAAAUAGUGUCACCUCAGGAUGCUACUGAAAUUACCGAAACUAGUACAGAGGAAAAUAUUUCUCCACUAUUAAUUAAAAAACCAGAAGAUAAUCAAGCUUUUGAAGAAAACGUCCCGCAUAGUGCGGUUCAUAUCACCGAAAAUGUGGUUGCCGAAAAGGAAAAACUCUUUGUCAAAAUAGAUGAAGCAAAGGGUGUAACCGCGGAUGUUAACUUAGAGGAAGCUGCUAGAACGGCCAACAUAACCGAAAUUAUAACAACGCAACGAGAAGGCGAUUUUCUUCCAGACCAGCCGAACCAAGAUUCCGCGCUCCCUUCGCUCAUAGAGUUGAAAGUUCUAGAGACGCAAAUGGUGGACACGUAUGAGAGCACAGACAAGUUGGUAAAGGAUAAAUGUCCCCAAUCAACGAAUGUUAGUGUUAAUAUAGAAGAAUUUGGUAAAUCGUCGAUGGUAACAGAAAUAUUUACAACCGAUAAAGAAUCAGAUCUAAUUGCAGAAAACGUCAAAGAAGAUACGGCAAGAACUACUACAAUCGCGCACAAUAUUAUUGAAGCCCAAGUAGUUAAUGCCUACGAAAACUUAGAGAAAGACAUUCAGAGUCAAAUUCCUGACGAACUAAUUGCAAAUGUCACCUUGGAAGAUAUGGGAACAAUAGCCAGCACUUCCGAAGUCAUACUAAACCAAGGCGAAAGUGAAUUACAAACUGAUAAACCGGACAAACUGUCGGCGAUUCCAACGAUAGAAGAGCAUAUAGUACUCGAAAAACACGAAAUCGAAUCAUUAGAAACCCUGGAUGAGCGAACUAUUACAGCCCAAGUUAAUGCCAGCAUAGCCAAUCUUGGUUUAGAGGAGGCUGGCCGAUCAGCCAGUACCACAGAAACAUUUAGCGUCCAACAGGAAGUAGAGUUGAAAUGUGAGGCGCCUAAGGAAGAUUCAGUGCACGUUUCUCUAUUGGAACUUAAGGGAACUGAAAGUUAUGAGGUAAAGGCAUUUGAAGGUCUCGGAGAAACAGAAAAAUUUAAAAUUCCUCAGACCAUAGAGGUCGUUCCCAGCCUCGAAGAACAUGAUAAUAGCCUUAACAUUUCUGAAAUUAUAACUAGUCAAAGAGAGUCUCAACUGGUGACGGAAAAACCAAAAUCAGAUUCGGCAAGUGCUACGUUCAAGGAAUGUAUAGCAUCCCAAACACAAGUCGUUAAACCAUACGAAAGCACAGGUCUCAAGCCAGCAGAAUCAGUUCCUAAAGGAGCCACUAUUGACAUUGGAGUGGAAAACCUGUGUGAGGCUGUCAGCAUGAUGCAGGUACAACUAGGUGAUGGUGCCACUGAGCUUCACCAGGAAAAAUCCAUUGAAGAUAACGCUAAAGUAUUAAUAAACAAGUACGAAACAACAGAAAAACAGCAAGUAGAUGUAUAUGAUAGCCUGAAUACCUUAGCACAGUCCACGGACGCACCAUCUUCUACUGCUGAGAUUAAUUUGGAAAAAGCUACGAAAAUAAUAAACAUCUCUGAAACCACAACUAACGAAACUGAAGGAGUUUUCAGGCCAGACGAAAUUAAACCGGAUUUUGCGAAUGUGGAUGUCCACGAACAACAAGUCAUAGAGGAGCAAAGUGUGAAAGUAUAUGACAGCUUGGGAGAUAUGGCGAUAGAAAGUCACCCAUCCACUACAACAGCAGGAAUUACAUUGGAGGAUGUUGGGAGAUCGGCAAGUGUUACCCAAAUUCUUCCUAACCAAAAAGAAUCGGAACUUAAGCGAGAUAUACCUGCAACAGACUUCGCCGUGCCUUCUAUUAUAGAACAAAAUGUAGCCGAGAAACAACUGGUUAAAAUAUUUGAAACUUUGGAGAAAAUGCCACUAGAUAAAGUACCUGCCGCUACAACAGCGAAUAUAAAUUUAGAAAAAGCCGGAAAAAGUGUCAGCAUAUCAGAAAUCGAAACAAUUCAAACCGAGUCAGCACUUUUAUCAGAAAAGCCAAAGAAAGACAGUGCAGUUACGUCGAUAAUCCAAAACGAGAGCGUUGAAAAGGAAUCGAUUAGUGCAUACGAAAGUAUACGAGACAUGAAUACAGACGAACAACCUCCAAUCCAUAAAGCAACUUCAGAAGCGGAUGCUAUGCAUAGCGUAACAGAAUCUGAGGUAACUGUACAAGGAACGACAAAACAGUUUGAAAUAAAGGAAGCCCCAAAAACUUCGGCAAACCUCAACAUAAGGACGGAAGAAAGUAUCUUGGUAAGCGAAGUAAUAGUUCAAGGCAGUGUAGGUAAAGAAGUAUCCACCGUAAAUGCUACAGAGGCUACCGCCCAACAAGAUAUAUCCCCUAGACUAGCAAAUUCCAUAGCAGAAACUACGCUUUUCGAAAACAUUGAGGAUGUAAAACACGAUGCAACAAAAACAAGCAAAGCCCAAAGUGAAUACGCCGAUACACAACACAGUAUAAUAGUGACCGAACAGAAAACCUCUGAUUAUGCAACGCCAUUCAAACUACACAUUCCUGACAGAAAGACGACGAAAAUAACACUGGAGGAUACCCAAACACCAUGUCUACAAAUUAGCGAGGUUCAACUACACGAACGCGAGGGAAUACUGGAAGACACCACAACACAUAAAACACAUGCCCGAGUUACACAAACAAGCACAGUAACAGACAUAGCAGACGAACACCUCACCACAUCAAGAAAACAUUCAGACACGGAAGAGUCACACGAAUUUAUAACACGCUUUAAAACAACUCCAGAAAGUACAGAAGCUGCGCAGGUUGUUACAAAGCGAACAAUUAUAAGAAAAUCCCACAAAGGUGAAAGUGAUGUGGUAAUUGAUGAAGUAUUUUCGGAAAUUACCCCAGAAAGACAAGAACAGGGUCCAACAAUAGAGGAAGUAAUAGAUAUAGGCCAUGAGGAGGAAGAAGGGCAGGAAAUGAACUAUAUCGUAGAAGAAUUACCAGAACAAAUUCCUGAAACAACUGUAGUUGAAGAAGGUGUACCUAAAAACAAGGUCAUUAAGAAAAAAAUUAUUAAGAAACAAAAAGGUAACAAAUUGGAAGUUACUCAUAUAGUAACUGAAGAAAAGGAAGGCGAGACGCCGAAGACAACCGUGACUACGGAGGAAACUAUAGCACCAAAAGAAAUUGAAUAUGUGGUUACUGAAUUGCCAGAAGAAAUCCAAGAAAGCACCGUUCUUGAGGAAGGAGUUCAGAAGAAAAAAGUUACCAAGAAACGGGUUAUUAAGAAAAGGAAGGGGGACAAGGAAGAAAAAACUGAAAUUGUCACAGUUCAAGAAGAAGGUAAAGUGCCUGAAACUACGGUAAUAACAGAAGAACGAGAAAUGCCUGAAAUAGAAUACGAUAUCGAGGAAUCACCAGAACAAAUUCAGGAAACAACUGUAGUUGAAGAAGGCGUACCUAAAAAGAAAGUCAUUAAGAAAAAGGUUAUUAAAAAACAAAAAGGCGAUAAAUUGGAAGUUACUCAUAUAGUAACUGAAGAGAAGGAAGGCGAAACGCCGAAGACAACUGUGACCACUGAAGAAACUGUUGUGCCAAAAGAAACUGAAUAUAUAGUCACUGAAUUACCAGAAGAAAUUCAAGAAAGCAUUGUUACUGAGGAAGGAGUUACUAAGAAAAAAGUGAUUAAGAAACGAGUUAUCAAAAAGAGAAAGGGCAACAAGGAAGAGAAAACUGAAAUUAUCACAGUUGAAGAAGAAGGUAAAAAACCGGAGACUACGGUAAAAACAGAAGAAAGAGAAGUGCCUGAAAUAGAAUACGUUAUCGAAAAAUCACCAGAACAAAUUCAGGAAACGACUGUAGUUGAAGAUGGUAUACCUAAGAAAAAGGUCAUAAAGAAGAAAGUUAUUAAAAAACAAAGAGGUGAUAAAUUGGAAGUUACUCAUACAGUAACUGAAGAAAAGGAAGGCGAGACGCCGAAGACAACCGUAACUACGGAGGAAACUGUAGUACCAAAAGAAACUGUAUAUGUGGUUACUGAAUUCCCAGAAGAAAUCCAAGAAAGCACUGUUAUUGAUGAAGGAGUUCCCAAGAAAAAAAUUACCAAGAAACGCGUUGUUAAGAGGAAGAAGGGCGACAAAGAAGAGAAAACUGAAAUUGUUACAGUUGAACAAGAAGGUAAAGCGCCGCAAACUACGAUAACAACAGAAGAACUAGAAAUGCCUGAAAUGGAAUACGCUGUUGAAGAAUCACCAGAACAAAUUCAGGAAACAACUGUAACUGAAGAAGGCGUCCCUAAAAAGAAAGUAGUUAAGAAGAAAGUUAUUAAGAAACAACGAGGCGAUAAAUUGGAAGUUACUCAUAUAGUAACUGAAGAAAAGGAAGGCGAGAUGCCGAAGACAACCGUGACUACGGAGGAAAUUAUUGUACCACAAGAAACUGAAUAUGUGGUUACUGAAUUACCAGAAGAAACCCAAGAAAGCACUGUUAUUGAUGAAGGAGUUCCCAAGAGAAAAGUUACCAAGAAACGGGUUAUUAAGAAGAAGAAGGGCGACAAGGAAGAGAAAAUUGAAAUUGUCACAGUUGAACAAGAAGGUAUAGAGCCGCAAACUACGGUAACAACAGAAGAACGAGAAAUGCCUGAAAUAGAAUACGCUAUCGAAGAAUCACCAGAACAAAUUCAGGAAACAACUGUAGUUGAAGAGGGCGUACCAAAAAAGAAAGUCAUCAAGAAGAAAGUUAUUAGGAAGCAAAAAGGCAAUAAGCUGGAAGUUACUCAUAUAGUAACUAAAGAAAAGGAAGGUGAAACGCCGAAGACAACUGUGACUACCGAGGAAACUAUUUUACCACAAGAAACUGAAUAUGUCGUUACUGAAUUACCAGAAGAAAUCCAAGAGAGCACUAUUAUUGAGGAAGGAGUUCCCAAGAAGAAAUUAACCAAGAAGCGGGUUAUUAAGAAGAGAAAGGGCGAUAAGGAAGAGAAAACUGAAAUUGUCACAGUUGAAGAAGAAGGUAAGGAACCGAAAACAACGGUAACAACAGAAGAACGAGAAGUGCCUGAAAUAGAAUACGCUAUCGAAGAAUCACCAGAACAAAUUCAGGAAACAACUGUAGUUGAAGAGGGCGUACCAAAAAAGAAAGUCAUUAAGAAGAAAGUUAUUAGGAAGCAAAAAGGCGAUAAGCUGGAAGUUACUCAUAUAGUAACUGAAGAAAAGGAAGGUGAAACGCCGAAGACAACCGUGACUACCGAGGAAACUAUUUUACCACAAGAAACUGAAUAUGUCGUUACUGAAUUACCAGAAGAAAUCCAAGAGAGCACUAUUAUUGAGGAAGGAGUUCCCAAGAAGAAAUUAACCAAGAAACGGGUUAUUAAGAAGAGAAAGGGCGAUAAGGAAGAGAAAACUGAAAUUGUCACAGUUGAAGAAGAAGGUAAGGAACCGAAAACAACAGUAACAACAGAAGAACGAGAAGUGCCUGAAAUAGAAUACGCUAUCGAAGAAUUACCAGAACAAAUUCAGGAAACAACUGUAUUUGAAGAGGGCGUACCAAAAAAGAAAGUCAUUAAGAAGAAAGUUAUUAGGAAGCAAAAAGGCGAUAAGCUGGAAGUUACUCAUAUAGUAACUGAAGAAAAGGAAGGCGAAACGCCGAAGACAACCGUGACUACCGAGGAAACUAUUUUACCACAAGAAACUGAAUAUGCCGUUACUGAAUUACCAGAAGAAAUCCAAGAGAGCACUAUUAUUGAGGAAGGAGUUCCCAAGAAGGAAUUAACCAAGAAACGGGUUAUUAAGAAGAAAAAGGGCGAUAAGGAAGAGAAAACUGAAAUUGUCACAGUUGAAGAAGAAGGUAAGGAACCGAAAACAACGGUAACAAUAGAAGAACGAGAAGUGCCUGAAAUUGAAUACGCUAUCGAAGAAUCACCAGAACAAAUUCAGGAAACAACUGUAUUUGAAGAGGGCGUACCAAAAAAGAAAGUCAUUAAGAAGAAAGUUAUUAGGAAGCAAAAAGCCGAUAAGCUGGAAGUUACUCAUAUAGUAACUGAAGAAAAGGAAGGCGAAACGCCGAAGACAACCGUGACUACCGAGGAAACUAUUUUACCACAAGAAACUGAAUAUGCCGUUACUGAAUUACCAGAAGAAAUCCAAGAGAGCACUAUUAUUGAGGAAGGAGUUCCCAAGAAGAAAUUAACCAAGAAAAGGGUUAUUAAGAAGAAAAAGGGCGAUAAGGAAGAGAAAACUGAAAUUGUGAUAGUUGAAGAAGAAGGUAAGGAACCGAAAACAACGGUAACAAUAGAAGAACGAGAAGUGCCUGAAAUAGAAUACGCUAUCGAAGAAUCACCAGAACAAAUUCAGGAAACAACUGUAUUUGAAGAGGGCGUACCAAAAAAGAAAGUCAUUAAGAAGAAAGUUAUUAGGAAGCAAAAAGGCGAUAAGCUGGAAGUUACUCAUAUAGUAACUGAAGAAAAGGAAGGCGAAAGGCCGAAGACAACCGUGACUACCGAGGAAACUAUUUUACCACAAGAAACUGAAUAUGUCGUUACUGAAUUACCAGAAGAAAUCCAAGAGAGCACUAUUAUUGAGGAAGGAGUUCCCAAGAAGAAAUUAACCAAGAAACGGGUUAUUAAGAAGAGAAAGGGCGAUAAGGAAGAGAAAACUGAAAUUGUCACAGUUGAAGAAGAAGGUAGGGAACCGAAAACAAUGAUAACAACAGAAGAACGAGAAGUGCCUGAAAUAGAAUACGCUAUCGACGAAUCACCAGAACAAAUUCAGGAAACAACUGUAGUUGAAGAGGGCGUACGAAAAAAGAAAGUCAUUAAGAAGAAAGUUAUUAGGAAGCAAAAAGGCGAUAAGCUGGAAGUUACUCAUAUAGUAACUGAAGAAAAGGAAGGCGAAACGCCGAAGACAACCGUGACUACCGAGGAAACUAUUUUACCACAAGAAACUGAAUAUGCCGUUACUGAAUUACCAGAAGAAAUCCAAGAGAGCACUAUUAUUGAGGAAGGAGUUCCCAAGAAGAAAUUAACCAAGAAAAGGGUUAUUAAGAAGAAAAAGGGCGAUAAGGAAGAGAAAACUGAAAUUGUCACAGUUGAAGAAGAAGGUAAGGAACCGAAAACAACGGUAACAAUAGAAGAACGAGAAGUGCCUGAAAUAGAAUACGCUAUCGAAGAAUCACCAGAACAAAUUCAGGAAACAACUGUAUUUGAAGAGGGCGUACCAAAAAAGAAAGUCAUUAAGAAGAAAGUUAUUAGGAAGCAAAAAGGCGACAAGCUGGAAGUUACUCAUAUAGUAACUGAAGAAAAGGAAGGCGAAACGCCGAAGACAACCGUGACUACCGAGGAAACUAUUUUACCACAAGAAACUGAAUAUGUCGUUACUGAAUUACCAGAAGAAAUCCAAGAGAGCACUAUUAUUGAGGAAGGAGUUCCCAAGAAGAAAUUAACCAAGAAACGGGUUAUUAAGAAGAGAAAGGGCGAUAAGGAAGAGAAAACUGAAAUUGUCACAGUUGAAGAAGAAGGUAAGGAACCGAAAACAAUGAUAACAACAGAAGAACGAGAAGUGCCUGAAAUAGAAUACGCUAUCGAAGAAUCACCAGAACAAAUUCAGGAAACAACUGUAUUUGAAGAGGGCGUACGAAAAAAGAAAGUCAUUAAGAAGAAAGUUAUUAGGAAGCAAAAAGGCGAUAAGCUGGAAGUUACUCAUAUAGUAACUGAAGAAAAGGAAGGCGAAACGCCGAAGACAACCGUGACUACCGAGGAAACUAUUUUACCACAAGAAACUGAAUAUGUCGUUACUGAAUUACCAGAAGAAAUCCAAGAGAGCACUAUUAUUGAGGAAGGAGUUCCCAAGAAGAAAUUAACCAAGAAACGGGUUAUUAAGAAGAGAAAGGGCGAUAAGGAAGAGAAAACUGAAAUUGUCACAGUUGAAGAAGAAGGUAAGGAACCGAAAACAAUGAUAACAACAGAAGAACGAGAAGUGCCUGAAAUAGAAUACGCUAUCGAAGAAUCACCAGAACAAAUUCAGGAAACAACUGUAUUUGAAGAGGGCGUACCAAAAAAGAAAGUCAUUAAGAAGAAAGUUAUUAGGAAGCAAAAAGGCGAUAAGCUGGAAGUUACUCAUAUAGUAACUGAAGAAAAGGAAGGCGAAACGCCGAAGACAACCGUGACUACCGAGGAAACUAUUUUACCACAAGAAACUGAAUAUGCCGUUACUGAAUUACCAGAAGAAAUCCAAGAGAGCACUAUUAUUGAGAAAGGAGUUCCCAAGAAGAAAUUAACCAAGAAAAGGGUUAUUAAGAAGAAAAAGGGCGAUAAGGAAGAGAAAACUGAAAUUGUAACAGUUGAAGAAGAAGGUAAGGAACCGAAAACAACGGUAACAAUAGAAGAACGAGAAGUGCCUGAAAUAGAAUACGCUAUCGAAGAAUCACCAGAACAAAUUCAGGAAAAAACUGUAUUUGAAGAGGGCGUACCAAAAAAGAAAGUCAUUAAGAAGAAAGUUAUUAGGAAGCAAAAAGGCGAUAAGCUGGAAGUUACUCAUAUAUUAACUGAAGAAAAGGAAGGCGAAACGCCGAAGACAACCGUGACUACCGAGGAAACUAUUUUACCACAAGAAACUGAAUAUGUCGUUACUGAAUUACCAGAAGAAAUCCAAGAGAGCACUGUUAUUGAGGAAGGAGUUCCCAAGAAGAAAUUAACCAAGAAACGGGUUAUCAAGACGAGAAAGGGCGACAAGGAAGAGAAAACUGAAAUUGUCACAGUUGAACAAGAAGGUAAAGAGCCGCAAACUACGGUAACAGAAGGACGAGAAAUGCCUGAAAUAGAAUACGCUGCCGAAGAAUCGCCAGAACAAAUUCAGGAAACAACUAUAAUUGAAGAAGGCGUCCCUAAAAAGAAAGUCAUUAAGAAAAAAGUUAUUAAGAAACAAAUAGGCGAUAAACUGGAAGUUACUCAUAUAGUAACUGAAGAAAAGGAAGGCGAAACUCCGAAGACAACCGUGACUACGGAGAAAACUAUAAUACCAGAAGAAGAUGAAUAUGUGGUUAUUGAAUUACCAGAAGAAAUCCAAGAGAGCACUGUUAUCGAGGAAGGAGUUCCCAAGAAAAAAUUAACCAGGAAACGAAUUAUUAAGAAGAGAAAGGGCGGUAAGGAAGAGAAAACUGAAAUUGUCACAGUUGAAGAAGAAGGCAAAGAGCCGGAAACUAUGGUAACGACAGAAGAACGAGAAUUGCCUGAAAUAGAAUACGCUAUCGAAGAAUCACCAGAACAAAUUGAGGAAACAACUGUAGUUGAAGAGGGUAUACCUAAAAAGGUAGUCAUUAAGAAGAAAGUUAUUAGGAAGCAAAAAGGCCAUAAGCUAGAACUUACUCAUAUGGUAACUGAAGAAAAGGAAGACGAAACACCGAAGACAACCGUGACUACGGAGGAAACUAUAAUACCAGAAGAACUUGAAUAUGUCGUUACUGAAUUACCAGAAGAAAUCCAAGAAAGCACUGUUAUUGAGGAAGGUGUUCCCAAGAAGAAAUUAACCAAGAAACGGGUUAUUAAGAAGAGAAAGGGCGGUAAGGAAGAGAAAACUGAAAUUGUCACAAUUGAAGAAGAAGGUAAGGAACCAAAAACCACGAUUACAACAGAAGAACGAGAAAUACCUGAAAUAGAAUACGCUAUCGAAGAAUCACCAGAACAAAUUCAGGAAACAACUGUAGUUGAAGAGGGCAUACCUAAAAAGAAAGCGAUUAAGAAGAAAGUUAUUAGAAAGCAAAAAGGCGAUAAGCUGGAAGUUACUCAUAUAGUAACUGAAGAAAAGGAAGGCGAAAAGCCGAAGACAACCGUGACUACGGAGGAAACUAUGAUACCAGAUGAACCUGAAUAUGUGGUUACUGAAUUACCAGAAGAAAUCCUAGAAAGCACUGUUAUCGAGGAAGGAGUUCCCAAGAAAAAAUUAUCCAAGAAACGGGUUAUUAAGAAGAGAAUGGGCGAUAAGGAAGAUAAAAAUGAAAUUGUCAUAGUUGAAGAAGGAGGUAAAGAGCCGGAAACUACGGUAACGACAGAGGAACGAGAAUUGCCUGAAAUAGAAUACGCUAUCGAAGAAUCGCCAGAGCAAAUUCAGGAAACAACUGUAGUUGAAGAGGGCGUACCAAAAAAGAAAGUCAUUAAGAAGAAAGUUAUUAGAAAGCAAAAAGGCGGUAAGCUGGAAGUUACUCAUAUAGUAACUGAAGAAAAGGAAGGCGAAACGCCGAAGACAACCGUGACUACCGAGGAAACUAUUUUACCACAAGAAACUGAAUAUGUCGUUACUGAAUUACCAGAAGAAAUCCAAGAGAGCACUAUUAUUGAGGAAGGAGUUCCUAAGAAACGAGUGACAAAAAAACGUAUUAUUAAAAAAAGGAAAGGAGACAAGGAAGAGAAAACUGAAAUUGUGACAGUUGAGGAAGAGGGUAAAAAAUCGGAGACUACCGUAACAACAGAAGAACGAGAUGUUCCUGAAAUAGAUUACGAAAUCGAAGAAUCACCAGAACAAAUUCAGGAAACAACUGUAGUUGAAGAGGGUAUACCUAAAAAGAAAGUCAUUAAGAAGAAAGUUAUUAAGAAACGAAAUGGCGAUAAGUUGGAAGUUACUCAUAUAGUAACUGAAGAAAAGGAAGGGGAAACGCCGAAGACAACCGUGACUACGGAGGAAACUAUAGUACCAGAAGAAACUGAAUAUGUGGUUACUGAAUUACCAGAAGAAAUCCAAGAAAGCACUGUUAUUGAGGAAGGAGUUCCUAAGAGAAGAGUGACCAGAAAACGUGUUAUUAAAAAGACAAAGGACGACAAGGAAGAAAAAACUGUAAUUGUCACAGUUGAAGAAGAAGGUAAAAAGCCGGAGACUACUGUAAUAAUAGAAGAACGAGAAAUUCCUGGAAUAGAAUACGCUAUCGAAGAAUCACCAGAACAAAUUCAGGAAGUUGGAGGUGAUAUACCUAAAAAGAAGGUCAUAAAGAAGAAAAUUAUAACGAAACAAAAAGGAGAUAAAUUGGAAACUAAUGAUAAAGCUGAGGACCUCGUGCAGGAAUUACCUUAUCCUAUCAAACUGUUGGCAGAGGAAUUUUCUUUGGCCUAUCCCGUUGAAGAACUGCCUCUACAAGUACAUGAAAAAUUUGAAAUAGAUCAGGGAAAUAUUAAAAAGGAAACCCUUUGCAAGCGUACUCUAAGGAAAAGGAAGGGUCAUAUACUUGAAAUAACACAUAUUGAAACACUUCUCGAAGAAAACAAACCUCCUCAAGUCUCUGUUAACAUCGAACGAGAGCUUACCUCGGAAAAAUUCGAAAAUUUUGUUGAUGAAAUCCCUAUUCAUAUCCAGGAAACUAUAGUUAUUGAUAACGGGGUUCCCAAAAAGAAAACAACCAAAACCAAGAUACUGAAAACAAAGAAAGGCGAGACACCAAUUAUUACUGAAUCUGUUACCACAGAAGAAGAUGGUCAAACACCACAAAACGUUGCAACCAUUAUUGACGAGAAUAUACCGAUAUAUGCGGUUGAGGAACUUCCAGAACAGGUACAAUCAUUCGAAAUUUAUAAAGAUGGAAAAACCCAUCAAAAAAUUGUUAAGAAACGUGUGAUUAAGAAAAAGGAAGGUCCUUUGGAGGAAACGACAGUCAUAACUACCGAAGAAGAGGAGGGAAAAGAACCGUUAGUCACUGUAGUUGUCACUCACUCCGAAGACACAAAACCAAAACGCGGUAAAAGGCAAAAGAAAACAAAAUCUGAAAAAGACAAGUAUCUCUUCGUACCAUUGUUAGCCGAAGAGAAAGAGAUUCCAACUACUCCAGAAAUGUUUGAUCUAUUGAAAUUGGAAUUAAUCAAGAUAUUCCUUUCUCACCCCCUGCCGGAUUUACCUGGACAAGUGGCACUGCCCAUCGGACAACGCGUUCUAAUAGAAUUCCCUCUUGAAGUUGAAAAUAUUGCACUAGAAGACGGUCGAAAUUUGACAAUACAAAAAAGAAAAAUUCGUAAGCAGCUAGGAAAUACUGAUGAGUUGAUCACAAUUACAUCUAGCAAAUAUCCGGACGAGGAACCGAUCAUCGAUGUUACGAUAGAAGAAGUUUCACCAAUCAACGUUGACGAUAAAACAUCUCUAAUCCCAAUUAUCGAACUUCCUGAAGAUGUUGAAGUGUUUGAGAUCAGCACCUCGGACAAAAUCCCCAAGAAGAAAAUAACCAAACGUAGAAAACUUCUUAAAAAGGUAGGCCCAAAAAUUGAAGAGACUGGAAUAAUCAGCGUUGUGGAAGACGACAAGGUGACCGAAAUUAAAGUCGCUGUUAAGGAAUAUGACGUUACCUGUGCCCCAUCCGAAUUAUCCAAAAUCAAGCAAACUCUGAAAUACGUGGAAGUAAAACCGAAAAAGGUAGAGAUUUGUCACAAAGAUGAUUUGCCUUCGCUGGGACCAUCAGGACUGAACAAGCGUAAGUUACCUGCAAAGCAGAUAAAGGAGGUUAAAUUUCCAAAAAUACGACUUAAAAGUAGAAUUCGCUUUAUAGUAUUUCCACCCGAAAAUGAGAAAGAACAACAAGCCAUCGUGACAAUUUUGGCUCCAUGUAUUAAAGAUCGCGGUGAAUUAUCCAGGAAUGCAUCAGAAGCGGAAAAAGUUCUCAAGCGUAAAAAACUCAAAAAGUUUAAAGAUAUAGAAUACGAAAGUCCAGAAUUAGAGAAACCGGAAGAAUAUGAUCAGCUGGAAAAACCUGAGAAGUCGGUUCCCGAAGAAAAGGAGAAAUACAAAAGGAAAAGUCCUAAAGAAAGCAAGCCCCAACAAGAAACUAUAGAUCUGCAGUUGGGAAAAGGCAACAUUCCCGAAGAAGUUGAUGACAGUGAACAAGUCAAUCUUAAAAAAAUUCCGAGGAGAGAUCAGAAAAUCCCCGAAGACGAAAAAGUUAAGCGGGAAAAGGAAGUUUCACCUUCUAAAAAACGUGUGGGAGACAAACCCGAUCGCGAAGAGUCACCAAUGAAAUUUGAGGGCCGCGAUAUCGACAAAGAAGAUAUCGAUAGAGAAUUUCCGAAUAAAUUCGAAAAAGAAGGCGAAGAACAGUUAAUCCAAGAUGAUAAUAAAAAAUACAUGAGGAAACCGAAAAAGAAAACAAUACCCGAAACGGAUAGCACCGAAAUUAAAGAAGGAGUUCCGAAACCAAAACAGUCUCCUGAAGAUGAGGAUGUAAAAUUUAAAAUCUUCCAAGGCCCGAAAUCAGAUGAACUUAAAGAUGACAUCAAGUUGAAACCAUUUAUUAAGCAAGUUGAAGAAGAACCGACGUAUAAAACUCAUGUUGAACAGUUGAAAUUUUUAAAAUCAUUUGUUUACGAACUGCCCGAAGAAGAAAUGUUUAUUACAGAAACUUCACCGGAAGGAACAGCGGUUAAGAAAAUCAAAACUAGGAGGAUAAUAAAAAAACGUCGCGGUCCUAUCGAGGAGACUACAGCGAUUGAGAAAAUUACACCUGAACACGGGAUUCCUGAAACAUCAGUAUCGAUCAGCGAGGAAGUUAUUCGAGAAGACGAGCAUAUUCCAUUUGACGCAUUAGAAUUGACGGAACUUCCUGAACAAGUAAGUCUAAUAAAUCAAGAAGUUGAAGGAUCGGUAACCACUAAACAUUUGAAGAAGCGAAAACUGAUUAAAAAUAGAGGACAAGAAAGUGAAACAACUGAAAUUAUUACCCUCGAAGAGGAAAACAAAAUUCCAGAAAUAAUUGUUACUGUGUACCCCGAAGAGAUUUUAGACGAGGAAGAUUUUAAGCAGCUAGAACCUAAAAUACCAAAAUCUGAUAAACCACUGGUUCUGGAAAUGCCGGAAACGGUUACUUUGACUGUGACAAAACCUUCUCUAGAUACAAAAAUUAAAACGAUAACGCAUACAAAGAAAUAUAAGAAGAUUCAUAAACCCAAACAAGAAGUGAUAACAAUAACAACUACGGAAGAAGAGGAUAAAGCACCCGUAACCCAGGUAUUGGUAACGGAAGCAGAACCUGAUCUAGAAGACAUUAACAAUGCGCAUCUAGUUGAAGAGUUGCCUGCUAUAACUACGUACGAAGAAAUAGUUAUCGACGGUAUACAAAGACAACGAAAAAUUGAAAAAAGACGGUUCAAACGAAGAGACGGUGACAAAAAUCAGAUAACUGAAAUCAACACUGUCGAGGACGGCGUAGGUCCAACCAAAAUAGAAACAGCAGUAUACUACAAUGACAUCGGUGAGGAAGACAUCCCUACCGACAGUUCAGUGGUAAUUUUUGAACUCCCUGAAGAUGUAACAGUAACUGAAGAACCACGCAAACGCAGCACAAGAACGAGAACCCUGAAAAAAAUUUCUAGUCCUAGGCAGGAAAUUACCACGAUUGAUACCGUUUAUGAAGAAAGCAAAAAACCUCAAACAACGGUCGCUACUCGCGAAAUACAAGAACUGAACGACAUCCAUCAAGGCAAUCAAGUAUUGGAGACUCCCGAAGAAAUUCUUAUAGAAAAUUUUACGCAAACCCAAAUCAUCAAGAAACGGUUCGUUAAAAGAAAAGAUGGCAAAAUAGAGACCACUGAAUUGAAAACAGUACAACACCAAGAUAAACUUCCAGUUACAUCAAUUACCACAUACACUUCGGAUAUACAACAGGUCGAACCUGCCCACAUACAUAAAGCUAAAACACGCAAAACGAAACUGAAACCCACAGUCACACCACACAGUGAAUUAGAAAUCACCGACCUACACGCUCUCGAGCAAACACGGGAACUAGGUCCACUUGAUACGAAAACACAAAAGUCGAAAGGUGUACUGGUACAGGAUUUGAAAGAAUCGGUGACGAUAGAAACAGUUGAAUCUCAACGUCCCGUACAAGAUGUGCCCCUUAUUGAGGAAUUUCCCGAAGAAAUUGAACAACUUGAAAGUGUAGGCGAAAACGGCGAGAUCAGAAAGAAAACUAUCAAGAAAAAAUUGAUUCGUAAACGGAAAAAUGGAGUACAAGAAGAUACUCAUAUCGUUAGAAUAGAGGAAGAAGGUCAACCAAUGCAUUCUACUGUUACCAUUCAAGAAGUUCCUGUACCAGAAGAUAGCACAGAACAAGUUUGCAGCGAAACAACCUACAUUGAAGAACUUCCUGAAGAAGAAAUUGUUACGGAAAUUGACACUGAAGAGGGACCAAAGAAAAAAGUAUUCAAGAAGAAAACAUUUAAGAAAAAAAGAGGCAGUAAAGUUGAAUCUACCGAAAUUUUCACGGUAUAUGAAGAAGGUAAGGAACCAGAAACAUCGGUUACCAUUCAUGAAAUUGAAGAUGAGAUCAAACCCCAAGAGGCGCAAAUAGUAGAAGAGGUAGUCGAAGGCAAGAAAGUGAUUCGAAAGAAAAUAACUAAAAAAAAUAAAGACAGCAAAAUUGCAGAAAUGGACACAGAGACCAUUGCGGAACUUGAAGCUACUGUUUUAGUACCUGAAGAAAUAACUAUUCCAGAAUCUGUUUAUGUCGAAGAACUUCCGGAACAGGUAGAGGUACAGGAAGUUAAGAGCCGCUGGGGACCUAAGAAGAAAAUAAUUAAAAGGCGAAUUAUUAGAAAGCGCAAAGGAAACAAAGUAGAAGACACUCACAUCAUAACAGUCGAGGAAGAGGGCAAAAAGCAAGAAACAUCUGUAAGUAUUGAAGAAAUCGAAUUACCCCAAGACGAGAGCAAGACGCUGACUACGGUUAAGCCUGACGAAGGCACAAUUAUAGAAGAAACUCCAGAACAAGUAAUUGUAACAACAGUCGAUACGCAUGCAGGUCCAAAAAAGAAAGUUAUUAAGAAAAAAGUAUACAGGAAGAGAAAAGGAAGUAAACAAGAAGACACUGAAAUCGUCACUGUGGAGGAAGAAGACAAAAAACCUGAAGUGACGGUAGUUGUUAAGGAAACCAAAGUUAAGGAUACAAAGAAAAAAAUUACCAAAAAAAUUUGCAAACCGCAUGAAGAAUUGAUAACUGAAGAAGGGUACUUGUAUGUUCCCCUACUGGCGCAAAAAGAUCAGAUUGAACCGAAUGAAGUUAUCGACAUGGUACAAAUGGAACUGGUCAAAAAGGCACUUGCAAAGCAGGUUCCAGAACACGUUGAUAUGAUAGAAGAAGAAAUGGAAGAGGUUAAAGAAAAGGUAAAGAAAUCAAAGAGUAAAAAACCUGUGAAUGUGAAGGAAAUUGAUAUACCACUGCCCCUCCUUGCAGAAGAAUUUCCGGAAGAGAUACAAAUUGUUCAGAAAAUUUCCGAAGAAGGCGUUCCGACAACUAAAAUAAUUAAGAAAAAAGUUAUCAAAAAACGCAAGGGUAGUAAAGAUGAGCACAUUCAAAUAUUUACUGCGGAAGAAGAGAAUAAAGAGCCGGAAACAACAGUAGUUAUUGAAGAAAUUGAUAUUCCUGAGGAUCAAAUGCGAGAACUGGAACAAAUUCGACCCGAGAGAUGUGUCAUUGUUGAAGAAAUACCGGACAAACUUGAAAUUGUACCAACGACCGAAGGUCCUCGGCAAAAAACAAUUAAAAAGAGAAUUAUUAAGAAACGACGGGGAAGCAAACAAGAAACUACUGAACUCGUAGUUUAUGAAGAGGAAGGUAAAACUCCUGAAGGUAUCGUCACAAUUGAAGAGUUGGAGUACCCCGAAGUUGAAGUGGAAAAAUUACCCGAUGCAGAAGAAGAAGAACCAAUGAUUGUGCUGGAGCUGCCUGAAACUGUUCAAACAUAUACGGACAAUACAGUUACGAAAACACUAACCAAGAAGACAACCAAAACACGAAAAGGCGGUAAGCAAGAAACCAAGCAAGUAUUUACUGUUGAGGAAGAAGGUAAAAAUCCAAAAACGUCCAUAAUUAUAGAAGAAAUUACCAUUCCUGAAGAAAUUGUUGAAAACCUCACCCUUCCCCAAAUUAAAAAAGUUAAGCCCAAACAGCCCGUAUUUGUUGAAGACCUCGAAAAAGUUGAGAUAGUGCAAGUAAGUGUGAAAGAAGGGCCAAAGAAAAAAGUUAUCAAAAGCAAAGUAAUUCAAACAGAUGAUAUAGCACCAAUCAAACCGAAAAUCGAAGAGAAAGAAUGGCAAAUCGGCGAAGAAAUGCCAGAAGAAAUACGUAUAGUCAAACAUGAAACGGAUCACGAAGGAACUGGAAAAAAAGUAGUGAAAAAGAGAGUAAUACGUGCCAGAAAAGAUAGUAAACAUGAAAUUACGCAAAUAUUCACCGUGGAAGAAGAAGGUCAAGAGCCCAAAACGUCGGUGGUUAUCGAAGAAAUAUAUUUACCAGAGGAGAUAGUUAGAGAGUUGCCUUCAAUUCAACCAGAUUGCAGUGUAGUUAUUGAAGAAUUAGACACUGCAAAAUCUGAAACAGACAGAGAAAAGGUAAGAAAGAAAGUAAUAAAGAAACGAAAAGGCAGUAAACAAGAAACUACAGAAAUUGUAAUCUAUGAACAAGGUGAUAAACCUGAGACAUCUGUAACUAUUGAGGAAAUUGAUGUACCAGAACAAGUAGUAGAGGAACUCCUCGUCCCACUUUCAGAAGAAGCAAUAAUCAUAGAGGAACUGCCAGAAGAAAUAACGACCGUUGAUGAAACGAAAACUAAAUCCAAAAAGGUUAUUAAAAAGCGACGAGGAAGUAAACAAGAAGUAGUACAAACUACCAUCAUCCAAGAAGUUGGCAAAAAGCCAAAAUCGUACGUUUUAAUUGAAGAAAUUGAAAUUCCAGAAGACAUUUUAGAAGAAUUAGAAACGCCGAAACCUGCUUCCACCAAACCAAUAUUUAUCGAAGACCUCAGCGGAAAAGUGGAAAUUACUCAAACCAAAGUACUGGAAGGACCGAGGAAGAAAACUAUAAAAUCUAAAGCAAAGAAAUUACCUGAUGAAAAACAAAUUCCACUUCUGAUAGCCGAAGAAAUGCCCGAAGAAAUUAAAGUAGUGGAAGAAAUUAAUGAAGAGGGUGAUUCUCAAAAGAAAAUAAUCAAAAAGAGAGUUAUUAAAUCCAGAAAAGGGAAAAAAGAAGAGGUUACCCAAAUAGUUACAGUGGAAGAGCCAGGAAAGACGCCUCAAACUUCAAUUAUAAUUGAAGAAAUUGAAGCACCACAGGACACAUCCCGCAUCGAAUUUGACGAGGUCCAACCAGUAAUUAUUCAGGAAAUCCCAGAGCAAACCGAAAUUAUUGAUACGGAAACUGGCGAAGGACCCCAAAAGAUUAAUAUUAAGAAAAAAAUAAUAAGGAAACGCAAAGGAAGUAAGCAGGAAUCUACAGAAAUUAUUGUCAUGGAAAAAGAAGGUAAACAACCAGAAAUAACAAUGACGAUACAAGAAACCGAAGCACCUGAAGAAAUUUUGGAGCUAAUGCCCAUUCAGCCGCAAGAGCCCAUUAUAAUUGAAGAAUUUCCCGAAGAAAUUCAGGCCGAUAGUACCAAAGUUACAAAGAAGAAAGUCAUCAAGAAACGAAAAGGUGGCAAGCAGGAAUCUAUAAUAUCUGUUACAGUAGAAGAGGAGGGUAAAACUCCUGAAACUAAUGUCGUGAUAGAAGAAAUUGAUAUCUCACCUGAUGUUCUAGAAGAACUCCCUCAAAACUUUUCAGAAACACCAGUAUUUAUCGAAGAUAUCUCAGACAAAUUAGAGUUUUCCGACGUUGUUGUGGAGGAACAUCCUGGGAAAAAACUAGUUCGAAAACGUGUGACUAAGAAAACUGAAAAGGAAGAAAUACCGGAGCCUGUAAUCGAACUUCCAGAAAAAAUUGAAAUAUUAGAAGAUGAUAAGGGUCAAAAGAAAAUCAUCAAAACUAGAGCUCUGAAAAAGAGGAGAGGAACGAAAGAGGAAACAACGCAUAUUGUCACAGUAGAAGAAGCAGGAAAAACUCCACAAACAACAGUAACGAUUGAACAAACUGAAAUCUCCGAUGACGAAAAGAAAGAACCGGAAUAUAUUGAAGAGCUUCCGGAGCAGGUUGAGGUUGAAGAAACCAAAGGAAGAUGGGGCCCAGAAAAGAAAACAGUAAGAACCAGAACAAUUAGAAAACGCAAAGGAAGUACACAAGAAGAUACGCACAUAGUUACCAUCGAACAAAUCGGUAAACAACCAGAAACGUCGAUUGUUAUUGAAGUGACAAAGGUGCCCGACGAGCUAACGCCCCGACAACAAGAAGGAAAUAUCAUUGAGCUUCCAGAAGAAGUCAAAAUAAUCGAGACGGUUACUCCACAAGGUAGUGUAAAACAAAUUCAGAAAAAAAGGGUAAUUAAAAAGCGGAAGGGAGACCAAGAACACACUACAGAAAUAUUUGUCGUGGAAGAAGAAGGCAAAGAGCCUCAGACAACAGUCACAGUGGAAGAAGUCGAAAUACCCAACGUGUCUGAACUUUCUACAGCUAAAUCUAUGGAGGAGCUCCCAGAGGACGUCAAAGUUGAAAUUAUUAUCGACCAAGGCAAACCGAAAAAGAAAGUAACCAGAAAACGCAGGAUUACAAAACCUAAAGGCGACAGAGAGGAAAUUACCGAAAUUGUUACUGUUGAAGAGGAAGGCAAACAGCCGGAAACGACUGUGGUAGUAGAAGAGAUUGAAUCCUCAGAAAGAACGAAAAAGAAAAUUCCAAAGCAGAAACCAAAACAAAAAAUUCCAUUACGGAGAGAAAUCUCUGUUCUUAUGCCGAUAGAGAGAAAAGAAAUACAGCCGCAAAAGUUGAAAAUUGUUGAUGCGAAAGACCUUCCACUUUUCGGCGAAAUUAAACUAAAAAAACCCAAGACUACUCCCCAAAAGAAAGACACAUCAGUGAAAUUGCAAAAAAUUAUGCUUAAAAGUAGAAUGAAGCUGAUAGACUUUCCACCAGGUACGGAAAAGGAACAACUUCCUCGAAUCUCGAUUCUCGAACCAGUUUACAGAGACAAUGGCGUUCUAUCGCGAAAUGUUCAUGAAGCCGAAAAAGCCCCUAAAACUAAAAAGAGGCGUUUGAAGGACAAAGAUCUGGACCUAAAGAAACUAGAACAACUCGAUAUUGAAAUGGACGAACUGAAAAAGAAGGAACUUGAAAAAGUCGAUGAAUUGGUAUUUGAAAAACAACCCAAAAAGAAACCUACAGAUGAAGAAGAAAUGCCUAAAAAACUAAAAAUCGGAAAAGGCAAAGUACCAAAGCCUAAAGAAGAAGGUGAAGAAGUGGUUUUGAAAAAAGUACCGGAACAACCUAUUGACAAAAUAGACGAAUCUGAAACCAAACCUAAUCAAGAAGAAACCUCCAUACGCAAACCCGCGUCUAAGAAGAAAGAAAAGGAAGAGGACAAAAUCAAGUUUGAACCCUUCGACCGGGAAUACGAAAGUCCCGAGCUCGAAGAAUACGAACCCCUUAAACUGGAUGAUGAAGAAAAUGAUGAAAGUACAAAAGAAAAACCCAAAAUUCCCAAAAAGAAAAAAGUUAAGCCGCUGCCACAAACCCAAGAGUCGAUUAUUGAACUUGGAAAACCACAGCCUCCGAGAGAUGACGAAAAAGAAGAAAUAGAUCUCAAAUAUAAACAAAAGCCUAAACCUGAAGAAAUCGUAGAGAAACCAAAAUUAAAACCUCAUAGGAAAGAAGCCGAAGGAGAAGAAUACAAAGUCAAAAUAGACUCAGUAAUGAAGCAUGACACGAUAGUAACUUUCGAGGGAGACGAUAUCGAGCAAGAAACUGUGCCCAUCGAGGAUAACGAAAAGCCGCGAAAAAAAGUAGUUAAGAAAGUCAAACGUAAACCUUCCGGUGAAAACAUUUCUGAAGAAACGCCAGAAGACGUACAUGUUGUAGAGGGGGUUGAGAUCCCGAAGGAGAAAGCUGUCGAAAUAUUUGUUCGGACUGAAGAAUCUAUUGAACUGAAGGAUGAAACUAUGGCUGAAGAUAUUGAAAAGCUUAGUAAGAAAAAGAAGAUAAUUAAGAAGAAAAUUGGUAAAACUGAUGACGUCACUCCGAAAGUCGAAGAAGAAUCAACGCCUAAAAAAACACAGAAAACAACGCCAAAAUUAAUGCAAAUUGAAAUCAAAGACGUUACACCACAAUUUGCGCAAGUUACUACCUCACAGGAGGUUAUCAAAUUGGCGGAAAUUAAAUUAAGGAAACCAAAGGUUUCUAAGAAUAAAGAUGAACCUACUUCAAAGUUCCCACGAUUUUUACUCAAAAGCCGAAUAGAACACGUGCCAUUCCCCCCAGCCAACGAGAGCGAAAGAAUUCCACAAACUACUCAACUGCCUCCCGUUUACAAAGACAGCGGUGAGCUUUCUCGCAAUGUGGAAGAAGCCUCUAAAAUACCCAAAAAGAAAAAAAUCAAAAUAAAAGAUUAUGAAAGGGAGCUAAAAGAUUUGGAAAAACUGGAUAUCGAAUUUGAGGAAUCUAAGAAAAAGGACAUUGAAACUGUAGACAAAGAAUUAUAUGCCAGACCAGAGAAAAAAACCAAAAAAACUGAAGAAGAGGAAAAAAAGCUGAUUCUUGGAAAAGGGAAACUAUCCGAACAAGCGAAACCAGACGAACCGGUUAAACUAAAGAAAGUUCCUAAAACGGAGGAACCUGAACUAAGCCCCGAAGAGGAUCAAGUUCCAAAACUGAAAGCAGAAGACCAUGACACUUUCAAGAAAUUAGAAAAAGAACAAUCGAGUUUAUUGCCAUUCGAACCUUAUGACAUAGGGGAUGACGAAUUAGAAAAGGAAGAGCUAGAUUUUCCUAACAUUUUGGAAAAAGAUAAGAAAAUCAAGAAACCAGAAAAAUCCGAAAAAGUCAAAAAGAAAAAACAAAAGCCAGAACAAGAUGUUAUUGCAGCGGAAAUUAUUACAGGAGUUCCGAAACCCAAAGACGACGAAGAGAAUCCCUCAAUAACGCUUAAAACAAAACAAGGACCGCCGUCCAAAGAAGAACCAGACGGUAUAAAAUUAAAACCAUUUAAAAUCGAUGAACAAGAAGAAGUAUUCAAAGUUGGUGUAGAAACUAUCAUGAAGCAUGACACAAUCGUUAGCUAUGAAGGAGAAGACCUUGAAAUGACAAUACAACCCAAAGAUGAGGAGAUAGUAACAAAACAAAAGAAAAAAAUUAUUAAAAAAGUUAAAAAACCCAAAGAAGAGUUAGCUAGCGUCGAAGGUAAAGAAAAGACGGAAGAACCAGAGGAAAUUCUACAACCAGACACGAAAGAUACUACACAGGGAACAGCAAUAACAAUUGAAGAAGCUAAACCCAUAGAGGAAGAACACAAAGAAGGUAAGCCAACAGAAAUAUCAGAUGAAACUCAAUUACCCCAAGAGGAACUCGUAAAAGAAAAAUCUAAGAAAAAAGUCAAGAAAACCAAAUUGAAAGAGAUUUCCGAAGAAAUUCCAGUACCCAUCAGCGCAACCCCAGUCAGAAUGAUAAUUAAACGCAUACCAGCAGAAAAACCUCAACUUCCAAUAAUCACUGAAGUAAAACCGGAAUUUGCAGAAAUCAAACUAAAGAAAGUAAAAGCGGUUGAAAAAAAAUCCGUUCCAGAAAGUUUAGUACCAAAAGUUUUGCUAAAAAGCAGAUUACAAAUACUUGAAUUUCCUCCGUUUGGCGAAAAAGAGCAAAAGCCCGUUAUAACUGUUCUGAAACCUGUGUACAGGGACAACGGAAUCAUAUCUAGAAAUGUCGAAGAGGCUGCACAAGUAAAACCUAAGAAAAAGAAAUUAGUUACUAAACUAAAGACGCUUGAAAAAAUCGAUAAAGAAUUUGAAGAACUCAAAAAACCGCUCGAAGAGGUUGACGAUGAGUACAAAAAGCGGCAUGAGAAAAAGCCCAAAGAAAAACCGAUAAUGAUGAAGAUAGUCCGUGUUGAAAUGAGGAUGCAAAAAUCGAAAAUCAUUGAUUUAGCACCAGAAAUUGUGAACUUGGCCGAAGUUAAACUCAAAAAGCCGAAAUCUACUCAAGUUAAGGAACCCGUCGAAUUAAAGAUCCCUAAAAUAAAACUGAAAAGCAGAAUUGUGUGGAUAGAAUUUCCACCUCAAGUCAACAACCUAGAGGUAACCGAAAUCGGAGCAGUCAGAGAUAGCGGAACUCUUUCCAGAACUAUAGAAGAAGCCGAAAAAUUGAUUAAAAUUAAACGGAAAAAACCUAAACAUGUGAAAAAAGAACCAGUAGAACUUGAAAUACUGGAUGUUGAUUACGAAAAACCCGAGAAGCCCAAACCAGAAGAGAUUGAUGAAUCAGACACAUACAAAAGAACAGCUAAAGAAAAACCAGUGGAAAAAGAACCCGAACCAAUUACAAUCAAACUUGGAAAAGGUAAGAUGCCUCCUGGGGAAGAAGAAGAGGAAUCAGUAACGCUAAAGAAAAUCCCGGAAAAGUCCGUUAUCGAAAGCCCCGAACAAGAAGUUAAACUCAAAAAGAAACCGACAGAGGAAAAGUCCUCUGAAGAGGAAAAACCUGAUACGAUUGACAAGCCAGAAUUUAAGCCUUUCGAUAUUUCCGGUGAAAAGCCAGAUGAUUUUGAACUAGAACUUCCUCAAGAAGAAACUGAAGUAGAAGAAGACUUGCCUAAACUCAAAAAGAAAUAUAAACCUAAAAAGAAGGAGAAACCAGUACCAGAGGUAGAAACGAUUACCUUACAACCGGGAGUUCCUAAGAAGCCCGAACCCCAAGAAGAAACGGACAUUAAAUUGAAAGCCCCGUCCAAGAACAAACCCGAAGAAGAUGUUGACGCAAUAAAAUUAAAACCUUUCACGAAACCUCCAGAUGAAACUGACACUUUUACCACAUCCAAUGAUGAGGGUGAGCAGCCACAAAUUGCCACAGUAGUAGAAAAUAAAGAACUCGAAGAGACCAACAUUUCUGUUAAAAAAAUCAAAAGAAAGGCUCCCAAAACAAAGACCGACAAUAAAAUCGACGAGGCACCGCAACCGAAAGAGUUCGCAGAAAACAUAGAAGAAGAAACAGUACCCGUGGACAAAUUGGGAAAAGUUGACGAAAUAACCCUCAAACCAAAAGCGCGAAAAUUACAAAAUGAAAACACAAAACCGGCCAAACUUCCAAAACUAAAAAGUAGAAUCGUACACGUUGAUUUUCGCCCGCUUUCGGAAUCUGAACAAAUUCCAAUAUUAAGCGAGCUUGGAUCUGUCGCCAAAGAUAACGGAAUUCUAUCCAGAAAUGUGGAAGAAGCAAAGAAGGUGAAAAAGACAAAACCACGGAAAUUAAAAGAUGUGGAUAACGAAAUAUCUAAGUUGGAGCAAUUGGAUCUCGAAUUUGAUAGUUUGAAAAAGAAUGAGCUAGAAAAAGUUGACGACGAAUUUAAAUACAAAAGCGAACCAAAACAAAAACCGAGUAAACCAGAAGAAAAAUUGAAAAUCAAAGUUGGGAAAGGAAAAAUUCCAGAGAAAACAGAGGACGAUGAAACUACCACACUCAAAAAGAUACCGAAAAUGAUAGACGUGGACGAGGCAGAGAAAGUAAAUAUUGAACCACAAGAAAAUAUUCAAAUCGAGUCUAAAGAAAUUAAAGAUUUAGAUCAACCACCAAGAGAAGAAAGUCCUCAACUAGAGCAGAUUGUGGAAAAACGAAAGAAGGAUAAAGUAAAACCUAAAAAGGAGAAGAAAGAAAAAGAGGAUGAGAAAAAGCCCGAUAUUGAAACAGAAGAACUUGAAAAAGCCGAAAUUCCAAUACAAACAGAAAUAACUAAAAAGUCUGUCAAAAUUAAGAAGCCAGAGGAGAAUGAACAGAAAAAGCCAAAGAUCCGUCCAUUGCUCAAGAGCAGAAUCGUUUUCAUUGAAUUCCCUCCACAAUUAGAAUGUGAACGGAAACCUCUUGUUAAAGCACUGGAACCAACUAUUAUAAAUAACGGAAAUUUAUCUAGGAACGUUGACGAAGCUACCAAAGUUAAACCAAAGAAGAAAAAACAACCGGUGGAACCAAAAUUAGAACAUCUUGACGAGUUAGACAAAGAACUAGAAGAUCUUAAAAAAGGGCGUGAAAAGGUGGACGACGACUAUAGAAAGAGGCCCGAAAGACCCAAAAAACAAAAAUUAACACCGAUGAAAAUAGUAAUGGUUGAAGUGCGUUCGCAAAAACCAAAAGUAAUUGACUUAACACCGGAAGUGGUAAAUUUAGCGGAAAUUAAACUUAAAAAGCCUAUUAAUAAAACCGAUACUAAAGAGCCCAAGGAGCUUCGAAUACCAAAGUUGAAACUUAAGAGCAGAAUCAAUUGGGUUGAUUUUCCGCCUCUAUCUGAGGUACUUCAACCCCUGCAGGUUACAAAUAUAAAUGCUGUGAAAGACAACGGCAUAAUAUCUCGAAACGUUGAAGAAGCGGAAAAGAUCAAGAAAACAAAACGAAGAAAACUCAAAGAUGUCGAUACAGAAUUAACAGAGUUGGAAAAACUAGAUUUGGAAUUCGAUGAACUUAAGAAAAAGGAACCGGAGAAAGUGGACGAAGCAUUUAAAUACGAGAGAAAGCCCAAAGACACACCUGAAAAACAAGAGGAAUCACAACCCUUAAUUAUUGGCAAAGGAAAACCAAAGAAGCCAACGGAGAAAGACGAGGAGGUCCCUAGGCUGAAAAAGAAGCCCGAAAAAUCCGAACGGGAGGAAGAUGAAGAUAUUGUAAAAGAAAUAAUUGUUAAGCCUGAUGAAAAGGGAACAAAAGAAAAAGAAUUAAGAGAAAAGCCUGAAGGCCCCGAGUUUGAACCGCUGGAAUUUAAAGAUAAAGAAACCGAUAGAGACGUUUAUGAGCCGCCAGAAAUUGAAAAACCGGAUAAGCAUCUUCAGGACAAACAAAAAAGGAUAAAGAAAAUUAAGAAAGAAAAAGAACCUCUCGAAGAAUUGUCGGAAGCUGUUCUAGUGAAGAAAAUUCCAAAGGAAAUUACUCCUAAUGAAGACGAAGAGUUUAAAUUUAAGGCCCCUCAGAAACCUAAGCCUGAGGAAAAAAUUGAGGAAUUAAAGCUUAAACCCAUUAAAAAGUUAGAUGAAGAAUGCGAAUAUGAGAUUGUUAAAAUGGUAGAGCAGGAGCAGCCCCAAGAAUCCAAAGUAAUAUUUAUCCGGCCAGACGAUGAUAUUGAAUCAAAUUAUCCAGAACAAAAAGAGAAGAAAGUAAAAAAGAAGAAAAAAAGUAUUCCUGAAAAAGACGAUCAAGGAAAACCUAGCGAUAUAAUAGAUCAAAAGGCAGUAACAGACAUUGAAAAUACAGAGAAGCCAAUAGAUGAGGAAGUGCCAGUUCAAUUUGUAUUGAAAAAAUCGAAACCAGAUAUUGUGGCAGAAACUCCAGAGGAAACUCAAGUUUCAAUGAAACUAAGAAAACCAACAGAACCAGAAGAGGUAGAAGCCGAACUAGAAACCGUCUUAGUAAAGAAAACACCAGUCGAAGAAGUGGAAGUCAAAGAAGAAAUUUUAGUACAGCCAAAGGAAGAAACCGAAAUUAUAGAAGAAAAAACAAUAAUUAAAACGAAGAAAAUUAAAAAACCUAAACCAUCCAAAGACAUUUUGGAACAAAAAGGGGAAGAGAAAAAACCGAUUGUAACCACGGACGAAGAAAAGCCCAGGCCAACGCUGGAAGAGAGCGAAAAGCCUUCAAUUACUAUCGAGGAAAUAAAGCCAGAUGAAGUAGAUCAAACAACGAACACAGCAAAGGAAGAACCUAUAGUAGAGGAGCCUCAGGAAGAAACAAGUUUACCAGAAGAACCAGAACUGGUGACCAAACCGGAACAAUCAACAAUUGAGGAAGUUGUGGUCAUCAAACGGAAGAAACCAAAAGAAACACCUAAAGGGGAAACAGAAACCGAAGUUCUGGUUUCAAAACCAAAACCUAAAAAGGAGGAAACUAGUGAGGUAGCUGCAGAAGUUCUUUUAAAAGAAAAGGAAGAUCUUACAAUCAAACAGGAACCCUUAGAUACAGAAGCUGAAUUCACUAUUUUAGAACCUGAACAGGAGAUUACCCCAGAAGAGAUUUCCGUUCAAAUUAUCAAGAAAUUAGAACCGAAGAAAGAAUCUGAGGCAGAUGUUACGGUCCCUAAACCGAAGGAACAAAAAGAAAAAGGUGAUGAAGUAAAGGUAACAAUAGCGGAACCGAUCCCAGAAGAAGAAGUGAUAAUAAAAAGAAAAAAGGCAAAGAAACCAAUUAUAAGCGAAGACGGAGAGGAUGUUGCAUUCACCAUUAAGAAACAGGUACCAGAUGAAGAAGGCGCAGAUUAUCCAAAAGAAGAAGGGUCCAUCAAAAUUACAAUACCUAAACCGAUCAAGUCAGUGUCUGAAGAAGCUGCCGAUGAAGUCAACAUUGUCAUUACUGAAGUAGUACCUACCGAAAAGGAAAUUGAAAAAGUCCAACCAGAGGAGGUAAAACCCAAAAAGGAUAAGGAGUUGCCAAAAGUUGACGCGGAAUUGAAAAAAUCGCCGGCUGAUAAAAAUGAAGAGUCACAACUAGAAGCGAAAAAUAAAUUAUAUUUGGACAAACCAUCCUCGGAAGAAUUAACCAUAACCAGUAAGCCAGAAGAGGUUAUGAAACCGAAGACUAGUUCAGAAGAAGCGCAACCAGAGAAAUUGAUAGACGAAGAUGAAAUAUCUGUUAGAAUCAAAAAACCUUCAGAUGAAGAAGCAGACAUUGUAAUUAAAAAACCAACAUCAAAAGGAACGGAAGAUACAGGUGAUGCUGAGCUGAAAGUAGUCAAAUUUGUGCCCACUGAAGAAAGCAAUGAGUUAACGGAAAGUCCAGCAAUAACUCUCAAAAAGCGGAAGCCUCUUCUAGAAGAAAAUCAAGAUGAAAAGGAGGUCAGUGUCAAAUUUAAAUCAGCACCUGAAGAAGACACUGAAGCAAUUAUUAAACCAAGCAAAAAGGGCGAAAGACCAAAUGAUGAAGGCGAAGCCGACAUAACGAUCAAAAAGCAUGUCCCUCUCUCUGAAGAAGAAACAGAAGUAAAGAAGAAGGAACCCGAACCCGAAGAAGCUGAAUUUUCUAUGAAAAAACCAAAAGUUAAACCCAUUAUUGACGAAGAGGAUGAAACUGCGAUUAAAAAAUAUGUUCCAGUAUCUGAUGAAGAAACCGAUGAUGUUUCUAUUAAAAAGCCUGCCGACGAUGUUUCCCAGGAAAUAUCAAUUAAGAAAAAGAAGCCUAAGGAAAAGUCUGCAGAAGAAGAAACUGAGACAACAGUAAUCAAAUUCUUACCUACAGAAAUUCCAGUUAAACCAGAAGAUGAAGAAGUUCAAGAACAAGUUGUUAUAAAGAAGCCUAGCAAACCAGAAGGCAAAACUGAAGAAGUUGAGUCUGAAAUCACUAUCAAAAAGAAAGAGCCAAAGGAAGACAAAGAAGAGGCUGAAUUUAAAAUGAAGAAACUACCCACAAGAGAGCCUGUCUCCGAAGAGGCAGCAGAGGCAACAGUAAUUAAAUUCUUACCGACCGAACCUGCAACUAGACCAGAAGAUGAAGAAAUUCAAGAACAAGUUGUUAUAAAGAAACCACGCAAGCCAGAAGGCAAAACUGAGGCAGUUGAAUCUGAAAUAACUAUAGAAAAGAAAGAGCCAAAGGACGAAAAUGAAGAGGCCGAACUUAAAGUGAAGAAACUACCCACGAAAGAACCAGUAUACGAAGAAGCAGCAGAGGAACUUACCAUUAAAAAACUCAAACCUGUAAGGAGACCAUCAGAACCUGAAGAAGCCGAGAUUAAAGAAGAAGAACCGAUCAAUGUUACAUUUAGGCCAAGAUCAACUAAAACCAAAGAGGAAGUCGAGCAGGAAUUCAAAAUAUCUUUAGAUUCAUAUGCGGAAGAAGAAAUAAGCUUGUCUUCGAAAAUCAAACUUAAAAAACCUAGGAAAAAGCCGACAUUUUCUGAAGAAGCAGCGGAGGAAUCAGUGAAAAUUAUUGAGGAGGUAGAAAGUGAAGGACCCGCAAUCGAGGAAAUCAUCGACGAAGGCAGCGAGGCUGAAGAAUUACCGGAAGACGACGAAAUAUCUGAAAGCUUCCACAUGGUUUUCAAGAAAAAGCAACCGCGGAAAUAUUCGGUCGUUCAGGAGGACGAAGAGGACGUUAGCCUUAGCCUAAAAGCACCAGUUAAGAAAAUUGAAGAUUUCGAAGAAACAGAAGGUGUUAUUAAAAUUAAACCAAGGAAGAAGGAGUCCAUUUCAUAUGACCAAGAAGCAGCAUCAUUAAGUAUUACGCAGGAAAAAGAGGUUGAGAAAAUUACCAUAAUCCACGAGGAGGAGGUACAAAAAGGAGACGUUUACUAUUCAGUCACUUUCUACGAUGCAGAGGCGGAACAAGCCGUAGAUUUAGUUGAGGGCGAAAAGGUAUACGUAGUGGAGGCUCAAGGCGAUUGGUGGUUCGUUAAAAAGCAUCUGACGGAAGAUAGCGGCUGGGUGCCUUGUCACAUUUUAAUGGACGAGCCCCAGUAUAUUGAGUUUGUGCAAAAGAAAUUAAACGAAAAGAUUGACAAGCUGCCUGUGUUAGAAAAACCAAGACCACAUGAAACAACUAAAGCACCAAAGUUCAUCGAAAAACUUAAACCAAUUACUACACAAGAUGGUUUCACUGCCCACUUUGAGUGUAAGGUAGAAGGCUAUCCCAGGCCUCAAAUUACGUGGUUCCGACAGACACACAUAAUCAAGUCUUCGAACGAGUUUCAAAUGUAUUAUAGCGAAGAAAAUGAUGCGACCUUAGUAAUUAAAGAAGUAUUCCCUGAAGACGCAGGCACAUUCACUUGCGUCGCUAAGAACUCCGCAGGUUUUGCAUCUAGCACCGCAGAAUUAAUAGUGGAGGGACCGUUAUCCUCUCACGGAUCUGAACGAACACAUUCCAUUUCUAGGAAGAGUCUAUCACGAACUUCCUCUGUGGGAGAUCUGAUCGAAGGAAUGCCUCCCGUGUUUUCUAAGAAACCUAAACCUCAAAGCGUUCCGGAGGGAAUGGACGUCACUGUGGAUGCCAAACUGGUCGCCAUACCUGAACCAGAAGUUAAAUGGUACCGCAACGGCAAGAAAAUAGCAGCCAAAGGAAAUGUGACCGUAAUGACGACUUCUGAAGAACAUAACUUGACUACCGUAUUAAGAAUUAAGGAAGUAGAAAAGGAUCAGGAAGGUAAAUAUAAGAUAACAGCGAAAAACAGCGAAGGUCAGGCAAGCGUUGAAUUCACAUUGAAAGUGCGAACGACGGAGAAGGAACCUCCAGAAAUAAUUGAACCACUCGAAUCACUCACCAUCAGGAAAUAUGAGACUGUUAUUUUAAGCACCACUAUUAGCGGUAAUCCAGAACCAGCUGUACAAUGGUUCAAAAAUGGUAAAAUUCUGGACGAACCGUCGCCGAGAAGAAAUGGUGACACCUAUACAGUCACUAUAAAAAAUGCCCAACUUGACGAUACUGCUGAGUAUACAGUUAAGGCUAGAAAUCUUAUCGGAUCGGCAGAGACCGGCGGCUUCCUUACGGUCAAAGAAUUUCCUGAAGACGCUGAACCGCCACUAUUCAUAAAACGGUUCGAAGAACAGAACAUUCCUGAAAAGACUCCCUUAAUACUAAGGGCAAAAGUGACAGGCCAUCCCACACCAGAAGUCACCUGGUUACUAAACAAUGAGCCUUUAGAGUCAUCGGAUAGAGUGAGAAUUUUGUACGAUGGAGAGAACAUCGAACUAACCAUUAAGGAAACCAAUUCCGAGUUAGAUUCUGGUGUCUACAAGUGCGUGGCUACCAAUUCCAUGGGUAGAGCCUCGCAUGGUGCUAGAGUAUCGGUAGAAGUUGAUACCGUCAAGUUCACUAAAAAACUCAACAAAGUCUAUGAAACGUUCGAAAGGAACACGAUCGAGCUAGAAUGUGAGACUUCUCAUUCGGUGCGGACAAAAUGGUGGUUCAACGAUACUGAAAUCAGUGGAAUGGAUCACCGACUCGUCGUACAGGAUGGAAGGACUCACAAGCUCAUUAUCAAGAAUGUUUCCAAAAACGACGAAGGUAACUACAAAUGCACGGUAAAGAAUCAGAAAACCGAGACGACCCUCAAAGUAGAGCAGCGCAAACUUGAGUUUGUGAAAAAGCUACAAGACUUGGAAGUUACCGAGAAAGAUACGGCGAUUUUAGAAGUAGAAAUCACAUCUGACACAGCUGACGUCGUCUGGCUAAAAGACGGUAUGCCGGUUGAUGGGGUAGAUGAAAAAAUUGAAGUUGAAAAGUUCAGGGGCGUGAGAAAACUCCUAAUUAGAUCGACGUCGAUCCAUGACGAAGGAGAAUACAGCUGUCGUUUGGUGGACGAAGAAUGCAAAGCCGAAGUCACCGUUAUAGAGUUACCUCCUGAAAUUAUUACGGCUCUGAAAGAUCAAACCGUUACCAAAGGCGAAAAAGCAGUGUUCGAAAUAGAGCUUUCGAAAGGUGACGCGCUAGCGAAAUGGUAUAAAGACGACGUGGAGAUUCAAUUUUCCGAACAUAUACAACUCUCCAUUGACGGAAAAAGACAGAAACUGAAGAUCUACAAAUGCGACUCUGACGACCAAGCUAUAUACACCUGUAAGGUGGGCAACCAGAAGUCCAGCGCUAAUUUAAGAGUUCAUGUUCCCUCGUGCGUUUUUAUUACUCCUCUACCAGAAACCACUACAGUAGGUGCCGGCAGCAAUGCCGAAUUUCUAGUGGAACUUUCCAGGGAAGACGUCGAGGUGACGUGGUGGAAGAGUAACAAAGAAAUAGAAAAAUCCUCAAGAAGUACCAUAACGUCAGAAGGAACCUUCAGAAAAUUAGUGGUUCAUAAAGUAACAACCGAAGACCAAUUUGAGUAUGCGUGUACCGUGGAUAAGUACAACCUGAGAACUUCAUCUAAGCUGAGAGUUGGCGAAAAACCAAGUCCACCAAGAGGCCCGUUAGAGGUAUCCGGUAUGACAGGAACCUCCUUCACCAUACAGUGGAAGCAACCAGAAAGGGAUGGCGGAUCACCAAUAACAGAAUACAUCGUUGAAAUGAAAGAAGCAAAAUCCAAAAAAGAGUUUAAGAAACUGGGCUCCACCAAAGGUGACAUUACCGAUUACGCGAUCAGCAGCCUACAUAAAGGGAAGGAAUAUAAAUUCCGCAUAUUUGCCAAGAACGCGUUCGGAAUUAGCGAGCCUUACACUCCUGAAGAAGCUGUCGAAGCUGGUUCGCGAAUAACACCACCAUCACCCCCUGUUAACCUGGCGGUUAAGAAUGUCACCAGUAGAAGCGCCACCCUCACCUGGCAACCACCUUUGAACGAUGGCGGAAGCGAAAUCACGGGUUACGUGGUUGAAAAGAAAUUGGAAUAUAUGCCGAAAUGGGAAAAAGUGUAUACCUUGGAGUCUUUCACUUUGGAGUACACAUUCGAGAACCUCAAAGAAAAGAGCGACUACGUGUUCAGGGUGUUUGCCGAAAAUGCCAUCGGCCUAAGCGCUCCAGCUCAAACCGACGUCCUACAAAUGAGGACGCUAGCAACUGUACCAUCUCCACCUACAGCGCCAUUAGAAAUACGCACCAUAGGGCCCAAUGCCAUAGUAGUAGAAUGGGGACUUCCUGAAUCGGAUGGAGGAGCCCCACUGCUCGGCUACAAUAUCGCUAUAAGAGAUACCAAGAAAACCAUGUGGAUGGAAAUCGGAAAAACUCCGAAAGGCGUGCAGAAGUUCACGAUAAGAGAUUUGCAGGAAGAUCACGAUUACAUGAUCAGAAUAUUCGCCCGAAAUGAAAUCGGUCUAAGCGGACCAUUGGAAUCUGACGAACCUUUCAAAGUGCUGCCAUCUGGAGAAACAGAACAGGACGAUUUUAGAGAGAUUACAUCGGAAAGAGAGCCGACCUCCAAAAGCUCAGAGACCACGACAUCGUGGCUAAGAGAGAAUAGUAUGGAUGCCGACAUUCAUUCGUACGCCAAGGGAACUUUACUAAGAAAAGAUGAAUAUUUCUUCAGAAUAUGGUGUUAUGCGACAAAAUUGUUCAAAUAAAUAUUCCCAAACGUAUUAUGAAAAAAUGUCACUUGAAGAGACUUGAAUGUAUAUAGUUUUUUUUGUUUUGUAUUAUUUGUGUUUAUUUAUAUCUAUAAGGAUAGCGUACAAUUUUUUCAUUUUCCUGAUAGAGACGAUUUAGAUAGGUAUACCAAUUUUUAUACAAUUGAUUUGCAGAUAGUAGAAGUAGCGAAUUGAAAAUGAGAGUGAUCAAAUUAUAUUAGUAAAAUUGUUUACGAAUUGCGAGCGACACAGUCGACCAACAUCUAAUAUAAUUUUAUCACUGCAAAUUUACAAAAAUUAUAUAUACCUACCUAUUAAGGAUUCUGUGAUACUGAUUAUGACCCUUAAAUACUUAAACGAAUAUGUCUGGAUAAGUAAUAAUCCACUAAAACGACUAUAAGCGAUUCAUUUUGAUGAGGUUUUUGAUUUUUAUUGUUUUAUUUAAGUUUUAUUGUUUUACUAAAUAUUUAUUUCAUUGAGAUUAAAGCGAUAAUUAUGAUCGAAUAUGUUAACAAGCUGUUUAUCACAAUACAACGAAUGAGAGACUAAUAUAGGUGCAUACAAAACUAUAUGUAUUGUGAUAAUUUGCUAAUGUAUAUCCAAUAUUUUAGUAAACGUUUUGUUUAUUGCAAAAAUUUUGUUUUAUUUAG
Molecule: messenger RNA, 86801 nt
Organism: Cylas formicarius (sweet potato weevil)
Lineage: Eukaryota; Metazoa; Arthropoda; Insecta; Coleoptera; Brentidae
Product: titin-like
Exons: 77
Coding region: 136-86148 (28670 amino acids)
Molecular function (GO): protein binding
Source: RefSeq, a predicted model, not a curated record